Molecule: messenger RNA, 63686 nt
Organism: Pelobates cultripes (western spadefoot toad)
Lineage: Eukaryota; Metazoa; Chordata; Amphibia; Anura; Pelobatidae
Source: the annotation of a GenBank genome assembly
AUGGAAUCACCCCUAUACAGACCUACCCGGACCAUAUGGCGUUUAAAUGAACUACUCCUCUCCGACGUAACGACGCAGGCACAACUAGUGGAACAACUGAAUAACUACUUCACUGAAAAUGACACCGAAGAUACCUCCGCACUGACCCUGUGGGAGGUUCACAAAAGCGUCCUCAGGGGGCUACUUAUCCGGAUAUCAGCGCAGAAAAAGAGAGAAGCACAACGACAAAUGACGGCACUUGUAGAACAGAUAGCAACGCUGGAAACGCUGCACAAGAAGACCCAACAGGAGGCGCACUACUGCGCCCUUCUGACCCUCAGACGGCAACUGUCAGACCUGAUAGCCCGCAAACACCACAGGACAAUCCAGAGAUCAAAAGCCUUCUUCUACAUUCAUGCCAACAAGGGAGGAAGGCUACUAGCCCGCAUGUUGCGGAACCAACAAACAAGUGCACAGGUGAGCGCACUACGAACAACCCGGGGCACCACUACGCAAUUCCCCGAGGAGAUCGCGAACGAAUUCCGCACGUACUAUGAAGACUUGUACAACAUACCGCCCGAAACACCGGACGCAGAUGAGACCAGAACCGCAGGAGACAUCGCACGCUACCUCAGAGACUUCAACCCUGAAGCCCUGUCCCCACAGGAAGCAGACGCCCUAGACGCCCCGAUAUCUACAGAAGAGAUACUGGCAGUGAUAAAAACGACAAAGAAUGGGAAGGCGCCGGGCCCAGACGGGUUCUCGGCGGGCUAUUAUAAAAAGUUCAGAGACAUCCUAGCCCCACGCAUCGCCAACGCCUGCAACCACCUCCGAGACAGAGGUAAAUUCCACCGAGAAUCCCUAGCAGCCAUAAUCACAGUGAUUACCAAACCCGGCAAAAAUCUGGAAAUCUGUGGCAAUUACCGCCCCAUAUCACUAUUGAACGUGGAUGUGAAGAUCCUCUCCAAGGUGCUAGCUACGCGACUGCAACAAUUCCUGCCGAGACUAGUCCACCCAGACCAGACGGGGUUCAUCCCGGGACGAGAGGCCAGGGAUAGCACCCUGCGGGCAUUCACCAUACAAAGCCUGGUGCGUAAAGGAACCUCGGACUUCCUUAUGCUUUCCACGGACGCAGAAAAGGCGUUCGAUCGGGUGAGGUGGAGCUUCAUGAUGACAGCGCUGACGGCGAUGGGUCUGGGGAACGGCAUACUCACCUGGAUAACGGCACUAUACACCGACCCAACUGCCAGAGUACGGGUAAAUAGAGCACUCACAGCCAACUUUGACAUCAACAACGGAACCAGACAGGGAUGCCCGCUGUCUCCCCUCCUCUUCACCCUCACGUUAGAGCCAUUUCUAGACAAGAUCAGACGGACACCAGAGAUCCAGGGAUUCAGCCAGAAAGAUCAGACACAUAAGGUGGCCGCAUACGCGGACGAUAUGCUCUUUUUCGUGACGGAACCUCAGAACACACUGCCGGCUCUCCUACGGGAGUUCGAGCAAUACGGGCGGAUAUCAGGGCUUAAGCUAAAUCUGGCAAUACACACCGCGAGGAACACACAGGAGAGACUCCAACGCAAGUUCCCUUUCCACUGGUGCAAGGAGCAGAUGCGCUACCUAGGUAUUUGGCUCUGCCGUGACCCGGGCGAGACAUACGACAGGAACUACACACCCCUCCUUCGCAGCGUACUGACAGACCUGACGAGAUGGUCGUACGAUCACAUCUCUUGGCAAGGCCGAAUAGCGGUGGUGAAAAUGAACAACCUCCCCCGCCUUCUCUACUGCUUUAGCACCAUCCCCUGGCACCUACCACAGGACUUCUUCACCAAGCUCAAAACAGCGGUAACGAAGUAUGUCUGGAAGGAGGGGAGGCCACGGCUUAAACAUGACAGACUAUGCCUGCCAAAACCAUGGGGAGGCCUGGCCCUUCCGGACUUUCAGAGAUACUUCCACGCGACAGUGCUCCAGAGGAUUCGAGAAUGGCACACAGCCCCCACCAACAAACUAUGGAUGAGACUGGACAGGGAAAGCACAAACAGAGCACUCCACACAUACAUCUGGCACCGCCCGACAGGGGCUGCACAAGCUCUGGGUACGGAAUCCCCAGUGACGCAGACGCUGAAAACCUGGACCACCCUGCGAAGGAACGCACACAUCUCGCCACAGCCAAGCCCCCUGAUCCCCCUAUCAUAUAACGAAACCAUAGGAGGGGGACUGCACGCGAACGCGUGGCCAAUACACAGAGAAGAGGGCUAUGUACCCCUGAGCUCGGCCCUGACAAACACCAGCCUGCGCAGCCUUCAAGACUGGGCGGACACAGACCGCCUGAUGAUAAUGCACCGAUUUCAUUACGCACAGCUGAGGCACUUCUACCACAAUCUGCCCAAUAGGAGAGCAGUACACAGAGAAUGGACCUGGUUUGAACACUUCUGCAAGAGCUCUCCAGAGGCAGAUGGCAGAGUAUCGGGCAUAUAUCAACAACUGCUCACAGGGGAACUCUCCAGAAACAACGCCUUCCAGAGGCAGUGGGAGGAAUUGACAGAUAGAACCUUCACAGACGACCAAUGGGCGCAAAUUCUCAUAUUACAACACAAAAGCUCAAUAAGCACCAGGUACCAAGAGGUGAAGUACAAGCUGAUCUCCCAGUGGUAUAGAACACCAGCAAAACUGCACAGGAUAUUCCCGGGGGUCCCGGAUACCUGCUGGAGAUGCGAAACGCAGCCAGGCACCCUACGCCACAUUUGGUGGGACUGCCCUGGGAUCAAGCCAUUCUGGGAAGAGGUAAACCGGGAAAUCACUACAAUUCUGGGUGAUCCACCAGACUUUAGCAUAGAGGCCGCGCUCCUACACUUCUUCACAGGACAGCUGGCACAAUACAAACGCUCAAUCCUACGACACCUGCUUAAUGCAGCCAAAGCACUGAUCCCAGCGAGAUGGAAGCAAACCCAGCCACCUACCAAAACGGAAUGGCUACAGAGAAUAGAAGAGAUUCACACAGCUGAGGCGAGAUAUGCUGAGAUACUCGGGAGGAGGGACAAACACCUUGAAAUGUGGACGCCAUGGUACCUAUACACAUAACAAAUGAGGACACGGGGAUCCUAGCCAGCUAGAACAACACGCGCAUUUCAACACAAUUUCCCCCCCCCCCCCAGACCUGCCCUGACCGGCUAACUCAGGAGUCAGGAUAGACCCAUGCCACAACAUGGCUCUGCCCCAUACCUCCCGGCUCCCCCCCCUCAGACACCCCCACCCAACCCUAUCUCCCCCCUCUCCCCCUCCUUUUUUCCCGGGCGAGGCCAGGGACCGCCUGGCGCAACAUGGCCACAAAAUAUUAGAACCCGAGAAGGCACCACGGUUCCCCCAUGGGACGUGGGACCCGCGAGACAUCGCUUGAUAAAGUUGGGGGAUCCCACGACAAGGGAAACUCCUACAAUAAAUAAGCAAACAUAAGACAACACAAGACGACUGACACAACCGAACAUCGAGACACCACAUCACCCCCACCCAAAGGGGGAAAACACUCCAGACACACCACAGAUACCAAAAGUGGAUAGCGACUGGAGAACGACAACAAAUACCGCCCACUAGGUAGCAAGACGACAGAGGCAACUAAACACACCACUGAGCACCCCUUUAUAACGGCAUCGCCUCAUAAAUGAGGCAGAGAUGCGGACUCAGAACGAGAGGGUAGAUGACCCAGGAGAGAACCCACAACAUACCCAGGCACUACUGAAGUUAGGGAAAGGGCAGACAGAAGAGGGAGUUCCAGACCUGGUGCAAGACUACAGGACCCAGUCCCGCAAAACAAACCCCUGUCUCACUCCCCACGUUAGAAGACGUGACCUGGGACCUACCGCACUAUUAACCAUUUGGUUGGGGACCAACUAUAGAACCCAUCUGUCCUAAAUGUUAUGGGCCAGCAACCCUUCACCUACAAUAACGCUAUAUAAAGAUCCACCUGAUACCUGUGGUACCCAAGUAAGAUACAAUUAGAGACCUGCGAGUCUCACUGACAAUAUCCGCACUGUUUUCUGUUAUUAUCGGAACUGCUAAUAAAAGCUAUAUUUACAACAAAAAAAAAGAAAGGUAGGGAGCUGAUCUUUGUCGUUUGCAUGUCUUUUACUGUGUGUGUUCUGCAUUGUGGGCUGGUUUCCAUGCCAGCUCAUUUUGAUUUUUUUCUGACCUCAAGAACGGAUUAAUUGGUUUUCAAUGCAUUCCUAUGGGAAACCGCGUUUCGCUUUACAAAUUUUUCACAAUAAGAAACAUCCCGGAGAACGCAUUAAAUUCGUAAACCAAGGUCCCACUGUAUAGCCAAGCUAUAUUUAACUAUAGUGGGCAUGAGAAAUUAAUUCAGAUCAGCUAUUUUCUAUCUCAAACUUUCGAUUUAGAUUUUGAUUCCCCACAUUGUCAUUUAGUAGAUAAACCAUUCAUAUUUUACUCUGUGCUAUGUGGAAUGCCGAAAAUUACUGCAGCCAUAAAAUAAUAUUGUUCCUCUUUAAUAGAGCUACAUUUCUCUGUCAAAAAGUGUGUGCCAUUAAAUAUUGUUUUUAAACAUUCUGAGUUUUGUUCAUUAAAUAGGAAAUUGUAGACAAUUGGAAAAGGGAUUAUUUUUUUUUAUUUGUCAAAAUACUAAAAUUAGGAACAAAAUUAAUCUAGGUCUUCAUUAGAUAAUCUUGCCUACAUUUAUAAAUUACCUACUUAAGUUUUUCAUCAUUAGUAAAUCAACUCAUUUGUUUUCCCAAACACUUCAUCCAUUUUGUGAAACCUAGUUUUUGUGAGCUAGGACAGCUAGGACAUUUUGUAACUAAUGUGCUUUGGCCUUUCAUAAUCACACAUUAAAGAGUAAACAGGACAUGUGAAUAAAGCAUACAGUUUAUUUAACUUAUCACUGAGCUGUGAAAUGUGCUGCUGAGUAAAAUCAGGUAAAAGGAGCACACACACAGGAGAAAUGUAGCAUUUAAAAAUAAAUGUAGCUAAAGCUUUGUCUUUCUCCCACUGAGUUAGAGGUUAACCAGCAGCUUAGAUACUGUGUUGCAUACCACACUCCCUUUUUACAACAGCACACAGAGAGUGUCUGACUCAGCUCUGCAAUGAAGAGACACCAGGCAUCACAUUACACCAGCCCACUGUGUUUCAGAAUCUGCCAAGGUAGGUGAAAGACUUUAUGAAUAUGCAAAUCAGGAAGUUUAUAGAUGACAUGUUCAUGCAAAUCUCUAGUGAUUGACAGCUGAGCAGAUAAUAAUUAUUGUCUUUAGCAAAGUUAAAGAGGGUCUCAGAUAACAGUCUCCCUUCAAUCACUAAGGCUGUAAAUCGAGUUUUUAUAUAAUCCUUUUUAUGUUACUUUUUAAGGGGUGGGGGAGCAUUUUUUACCACUUCCUGAGGAUUAGAAGGGAGGGCAGUAGGCGGUUCCCAUGAAUUCCCUGUGAUGGCCAUUUUGUUUGAGGGCAGCAUGGUUUAUUUCUGCCAGUGAAUGCUACAGGAGACCUUCCAGCAAUCAUUUAUUGGGAGCACACACUUAUUUGGAUUUAUUGCAUCGAUAAAUGCCACAUCUCUUCUACAGAGGUAGGUAACCCCCUCUCCCCAUGUUUAUCAGCCUUCAUAACACAAUGUUUUUAAAAAAUAUACACAGCUAAGGUUCCUGAUACAUUGUUGCAUAUUUUUUUCGAACUUGCAAUUCUCAUGACAUUGUUUAAUUCUGAUUAAAAAUGUGGGGGAUUGUGAUUAAUAAUUUUUUUAAUUUUUUUUUUUAAAUAAAUCCUGAUCCCUUUAAACACUCAUGUAAACAGAACAGACUAUCCAGUUGCUUUAUAUCAUAUGAGGUUAGGUUGCAAUUGAUAUUGUGUAAAUAAUGUAGAAGGGUUUUUCUCAGUAGGUAGCACAGUUUGGAUUUGACAUAAAAGCUGGAUUGUGCUUCUAUGAUAUGAGUAUAAAAUGGCAUGCUGCCUUUUUUCCAAGCUGCAAAAGGGGGGGGAGAGUGAGAGAUGGGGGGGUGGGGGUUAGUGCACACUGGAGGGACACUGCCUUCUAUCCAAUCACCACCCUCCUGUUUGCCAUUGCAAAGUUGUUAACCCCCAGAGUCUUGUGGCUCCUUUCUCUUCUAAUCUUUUGGCUAUUUUUUGUUUUACCUCUUUCUUAACAAAAGCUUGAAGAUUGAGAAGGAAACCUUCCCUUUUGUCAAGCAAUAUGGAACAAAAUAGAAUGACUUGCUAUUUGAAGAUCUCUGGAAAGACAUCUGCUUUGUGGAUAUUAUUUGUUGGGGCAAAGAUCUGCGAUUUUUAUCCUUAUAAUUCGACUUUGUGGAUUCUCAUCCACCCUGCCUGCCUAGGAGGUGAGUUUAUCAUCUUGAAUAAAUACGGUCAAGUUCAUCUCAAAGUGAUAGAAAGUCCAAGACAGAUCAGUGUAAUAUCUUGUAAAAUUGAUUUUCCUUUUUUAUUUUAUUUUUCUCCUCAUUGCAUAUUUUCAUUGUGUAUAUUUUUAGAGUUAAAAUAUUUUAAACAUAAUAUCCACCUUUAAAAAAACAAAAAUAAAAACAUUUUGGGUUUAAAUAUUUUUUUUUUUUUUUUUUUAAAUGAUUUUAUCUGUUUUAUACAUAUAUUUAUAUCACACAAUAUACAAUGUAGAAAAAAAAUCUAUAAAUCUUUAAUUACAUAGUAUGUUCUUUAACUGCAUACAUAGAAAUACAGAUAAAUAUAUGUGCGGUUUUUAAUAUGAUUUAAUGUGUAUUUUUAUAUUUAGCUCUCAUGCCUAGACAAGGUGCCAAAAAAAACAGCAACUGUGUCUAACAAUAUUUCUUUCAGACAUAAAUUUUAUUAAAAUAAUCCGUGAUAAUAAAAUACAUAAUCUAAACAUCAUUCAUAGUUGUUUUGUUGCUGCUGUAGAUAUUUUGUUAACUAAUCCACAUCUUUGUUUAAGUAUGGUGAAAGACUACACCGCCACAAGAAGGCUUAUUAUAUUCUAAGUUCUGACUGGUACUAAAUGGUGGCUAUAUCAUUUCUUGUGAAGAUCAGGUCGCUAGAUGGUGAUUAACAGAGCUUGCAUGGCAAGGCUGGUUUGAUUUACAGUUAAAAACCUUUCUAUGCCUUUGAUCUGUUUCCUAAGGAACCUGAUCAGGGAGACAUUUUAGCAUUUUGAAUACCUUUUUUUUUUUUUGUAUAUUUUUUUUUUUUUGGUCAUAUUUUUUUUUUGCACACGGUGGGAGUUUUUUAUUUAUUUAUUUUUUAUACAUUGAUCUGUGUUGGUGGCGCUGUGCUGCUCUAAAACAAUUUAAUAUGUCAGUUUCAGUAAAAAGAAAAGGGUAGAGAGGUGGGGGCAAGACUUGAUCUGUGUAUUUUAUGUCGCCAUACGUGUGUGUGUGUGUGUGUGUGUGUGUGUGUGAGAAUACAGGUGCUAAGCAAAUAAUCAGUAGAAAAACAUUUAGAAAGAUUUUUAUUUAUUUUUUUUCUGCUAAAAUUUGUAACCUAAAACUGACAAAAAUCUGCAUUUAUUUUCAAACCAUAUGAGCAAUAAGAGUGCACAAAGGAGGCAGUCUUCCAUUUGCUUUCACUGAUAACUGGGUUCUUUAUAGUGUGUGGCUAUUUUUUUUUUGUUUUUUUUUGUUUGUUCCUUUUCGUUUCUUUUGCAAUAGUUUUGGCAGAUGAAAGAUAUUUUAUAUGAUUCUAAUAAUUUUAAUGUUUUUUAUUUGUUGUUCCCUUUAAGAUCUGCUGCAAUAUGUGUUGAUUUAGAGCAAUCUCCACCCUGAAAAGUUUUUUUUGAACAGAUGUGAUGUUAGCAAACUGCAUGAAAGAUGUAACACACACACUCGAAAACAAACAAGAUAAGACACAAUAAGUUGUGCACAUUAGUUGUGUAAUCAAAAUCUCUCUUCACAGCGCAACCUUGGAAAUUUAUAUAUAAAAUAAUAGAUUUGUAUCAAGCAUGACCCAGAUUCUCUGGUUGGUUUAUAGUCAUUUUAAUAAGGAUUUGUAUGCAUAUAUGUCUGUAGAUGUUUAUUAACACACAUUUACAAUGCAAAUAUUUGUUGUUGCAGUUAUUUUAUAUAAUAUUGUUUUGAAAUCCUGGCUAGUUCCCUUUUCUCUUUUUUUUUUUUUUUUUUUUGAGGCAAGAGAUCCGCCCCUCUUCAGUUGCACUUAUAAUGUAGAAUUAACACUUCCUUGUUGCUGAUGUCCAAUUUGGAUGGCGGUAAAAGCAAGACUGAGAGCACUGCACAGACUUCCCACUAACCACGGUCUAGGUAGGACAAAGCUGACACUGACCAGUCAAAAGCGUGAAUUACUCAUUCUCAAUACAAUCAAAGAGAUGAUGGUCUAUGAUUAAUAAGGAAAACCACAAGCCAAGUCCAGGCUUGUACAAAAAUACGGGUCAGACAUUUCACGGCAGAGACUCCUAUAGAAGGGGCGGGGCUAGAGAGGGAUCGUGUAAUGUCCUCACCAAUGACAAGCAUGCUCACUGAAAUGUGUGUGUGUUGGUUUGCUGUCCCACCAGCCAUGUGAUGAGCCCUGCUGAAGUGCUCUAGGGUGGGAAAAAUGUUUUUACACAGUGCAAGUGAAUUAAUAAGACACACUUGCGCUGCAUUUUCUAGUAACUUGUUCCUGGUCUCCUCAUAAGUGGAAUACCAGAGGACAAAAGCAGGACAGUGCUGGUAAAGGGUAUUGUGCAUGUGUGAGGAGGCUGCCUGUGCAUAAUUGAAGUGGUCUGGGUGCUGUGUCUCUUUUGCACUUAGUGCUGCAAUGUAAAACAAUGCAAUUCCAGAGAGCUGCAAGGUUUACACUACAGCUCUAAGUCUGCCCACAGUGGCUGUCUACCAGACAGCCUCUGUGGGCGCUUCCGGAAUUGUAGUGAACUUUUGGUCCUUUUAUCUGACGCUGGAAAACUCUGUUUUUUUCAGUGUUGCUGUGGUAACUGCAACAACGCUCUGUUUGGCCAAAGCUUUCCAUGCAGAUAUAUACAGUCUGCAUCUGGCAGAGGUGCAGACCAGAGGUUGCGGACUCUACCCCACUUUAGGACCCUCUACUGCAUUACAUAUCUCUGGGCCAUUGAGUGAGCUCUGUGAUAACCCACGAAGAGUCACAAAGUACUCUUUGGGUCGAUGGUGUCCUUUUGAUCUCCCUUUUUGCCCUUGGCCCACAACCAUCGUGGCUCACUUUGCAUUUUCCCAGUUUGCCCGAUGGCCAGUCCAGGCCUGCUUCAAGCACUGUAACCACUACAGCCCGUUUAAACAACUUACCUGGUUCCAUUGGGGAUCCACGCCAUGUCUGGAUUCUCCUGCAUGAAAAGCCAGAUUUCUCCCCUGAGCUAAGCAUGGCCCAAUACAUGGCCACGCUCAUUGGAGCUUAACAUAUUUACUAGGGUCCCAAGGGUUGCAGUUGCCCAUAGGACCCCAGAUGAAUUGUUAAACAGUUUGACUACUUCCUCUAAGAGGGCGCACCAGAGCAUGAUUGGCACCAUAACCACUACAGAAGGUUUUAGUUGUUGUGGUGCUUGGAGUGUUCCUUUUUAAAGCUGUUCUAUCACCUUCUGAGGUCUUAACAUAAUUUGCACAAACCCUCAAUGUGACUUUGCCACUUGGUGUCUGGGGUGCUGGGCAGGGUAAGUUUUACUUGCUUGAAUCUGACAUUCUCGGCCACCACAUUCUACACACAUCAGUGCUGUACUCCCUCUCAUACGGGAAAGUACAUCACUGAGGUCUAUGGAGGAUCCCGAGUGAAGUUCCAUAGAUGUCUUGUGAUGAAGUAACUCCGCCUUUUUGUCAAGUGGAGGAAAAAUACAUAAGGCAUAAUACAAAGUUCCUACUUUGUGUUAUGUGUUUUUAGGAGAAAAAGAUUGGAAAAAGAACAGAUUGAAGUGAGGAGGAGGAGAAGUGGAACAGAUUAGAAGCAAGGUAAGAAGAGGUCAGUUGUAGGCAACCUUCAGUACUCCAGAUGUGUUGGACUACAUCUCUCUUGAUGCUUUACCAGCUUUAUGGCUAUAGGGGAGAUGUAGUCCACAUCCAGAGUGUCAAAGGUUGCCAACACCUUUCUGUCAGAGCUGCUUUAAAGGGACACUGUAGGCACCCAGAGCACUUCUGCCCAUUGGAGUGGUCUGGGUGCAUACUCCCACUACUCUUAACCCUGCAAGUGUAAUUAUUGCAGUUUUUUAUAAACAGCAAUAAUUACCUUGCAGGGUCAACUCCUUCUCUAUUGGCUGUCUACUAGACAGCCACUAGAGGGCACUUCCUGCUCCAUAGCACAGGUUUUCUGUGCUAGAGUGUCUCUGGACGUCCUCACGCUGUGUGAGGACCCCCAGCAUCGCUCAAUUCCCCAAAUGCGCAUUAGGUCUCCUCAGCCGGCGGGCGGGUGGGAUCAGUCUCGCCAACCGGUUGAUAGGAGGAGGAGGAGCGGCGGUGAGCAGAAACCACCGCCGAGGGACAUUGGUGGGGGUUUCAGGUAAGUGACUGAAGGGGUUUUCACCCCUUCAGCAACCGGGGAUGGGGGUGGAGGGGGGUGGGAGAGGGGACCUGCAGUGCCAGGAAAACUGAUUGUUUUCCUGGCACUGGAGUGUCCCUUUAAGUUCAGAAUGAUGCAGGAAACUCAUUGGAUCUGGUAGGAGCUGUGUUUUACUACUUGGAAAUAAUGAAGCAUUUUUUGUAUUGACUACUUUAUGCAACUGCUCUUUGUUCAUCUCUUUUGAGUGCCUGGUUGGAGUAUACUUUACCUUCAUGUAUUUUUAAACUCUAUAUAGUAGGUCCCUCUGCACAGCUAGGGAUACCCCCAACCGAUAAGGAUGGUGAGACCUCAAUGCUGUAUUUUCACGCAUGUGCAAGAGUACAGCAGUGAUAACUGUGCCCACAAGGGACAGGUUCAGGUAAUAAAUCUCACCUUUAUCUUCGAUGAGGUGAUUAUGUUUCAGGGUUGCCAAUUAUACAGAACCUAGAGUCCUCAUCUCCCAUGAUCUCAUCUCCCUUAGUUCUUUGCCAUAGUUGUGGAUUUGUCACCAUGUGGUGGUGGUGGGCGUAUUACUAAAUGAUGCAAAGAUUCUAUAACUGACAAUUCUGCUUUAAAGAGACUCUGUCAUUUGUAGAGUGUGCGGAAAGCACGUUGACCUUUAGUUAGGUAUUGCUAAAGUAUGUACAUUGAGCUUGUGAAACUGACAGAAAGUAUCACGCAUUAAAAUGGAUAAAGCCACCUGGGCAUACAGCAACCCCGCCCCAUAGUCACGCACUUGGCAUCACAGAAUUCCCAACACGCAGGUUCCAUGGUUGGAAUUUUGGGAUGCUGAUCACGUCAUAUGGAACCUGGUCACCUGCACUCACAGCUGUGCUAGUCCCCAAUAAAUAUAGCCUUUACUGCUAAGCCAACAGGCCGUUCACCUGUUUUCAUCUUCAUAACAAAAUGAAAAACCAUAGGUUUCAUUCUUAACUCAUCCUACCAGGAAAACAACUGUAUAAAGAAUUGAUCAAUGGUAACUUAACUAGGUUUAAAUAAAAUCAAAAUACAGAUUACUAUGAAAGAGGGAGAUGUUAUCCACUUGAUGUGUGAAUGAAGAGUGUGUGUGUGUGUUUUAUUGGAAAAAUAUUGAUGAAUGAAUAUCUAAAAGAUCCUGCUUCCGAUCACAACUACUUUGCAUGCAGUGUAGUUGCUGUGAUAUAUUCCUCUACUAAAAGCAUGUUGCAUUUACUAGAGGAGUAUAGGAAGAUGUCACUCCUUUCUAAUGUCAGUGUAUUGGCAAUGAAGCAUCGGAAUUCACAAUCAAGGCUAAUAGCAGUGAAUGGUGGUUACAUUGAAGCUGACUGUGGGUGUUAGAUUUGUGUAAUGUCCAUGAACUCUGGAUAAUGGCUGUGACCACGAUGCUGAAGAGGAAGUAACCAUACAAUUUAUAGAUCUUCCAUUGGCUUAGAAGAUAUUAUUUAUCUUUAUGAUAGGCAUUGCUUUAGGAGAUAUUAUCAGUAGAGGUGUACCUGUUAUGCUGGGUUCACCUUAAUGCCCACACUAGGGAAAGGUGUAAAGAGACGAUGGACCUUGGAAUCCCGAAAAAAUAGAAUAAAUAUAAUUUUAAGUGAUAUGUAUGUUUUACAUCCUGAUUGUACAUUUACAUUUUUCAGAAAUAUAAAACUAGCAUGAAGACAUUGUUGGUUUUCAUUGAAACUUAAGUACACUUAGAAAAUAAAAGAUAAGUAGAUACUUUGUCAAAUUGACUAUAAUUUUUUUCUAAAUGUGGGAAGGAGCCUCAAGUGGCUUUCAUUGUGACCUUUUGCCAUUUCCCAUCCACUGCUGACUGGAGCCAGAAUCUGCGUGCAUGCCUCAUAAUAGAUGGUGAUUCCAUCCCAUGGAACAUGUGCAAUAAUUUUUGAAGAAUCUUACAUUCUUAUUGAAUCUUUCAUAGAACCCUUCUUUUGCCCCUACACAGGAGCGUACCAGGGAUGUGGCUCUUGGCAGAUAUACCUUGAGCUGAAUAGAAUGUAUUCUCAGAAGAGAGAAUUAGGUAUUUAUACCUGACUUUCUUUCUCUCCGGAUGCAAUGUCUAACACCAUAUUUGAGGAUAAGGUGAGAAAGGCGAUUUUGCAAACAAAAAGAAAAUACAAAUUCCCCACAAGUGAUCCUUCUGCUUCAAAGCCUUUUAAUGUUUUUUUUUUUAAUAUUCUGUUUAUUUCUUCCUGUAUUUAAAGAGGCACUCUGUAGCCCAACCAUAUUAGGCCCUGGGACUGGUGCGACUUACCUUUUCCAACAUUGUGCCAGUCCUGCAGGAUCUUCUUUCACAGCAACGCCAUCUUUGGGUUUCAAAGAUGGGGUCUAGGAAUGUUCUGCCCUUACUUGGGCGUUCUCUUUAAAUCACAUGCACACCCAAUGCUUCCAGUGGAACGGUCUUGGCUCCCUCGAUGGCGCUCAACACAGUGUCAGUGACGCAUUGCUCCCAGAAAUGAUGUGACGCUGGACUGAAUUGUGAACCGCCAACUAAAAAGUUGCCAAAGGCCGUAGAACCUGACUAAAGUUCCAACUUUUGUCAACCGGAAGGUUAUACAUAGGGAAAGUAAGGACUACUUUUACUUAUGUAUAACUUUUAAAAAUAAGAUUUGUUUUAAAAAAAAAAAAAAAAAAAAUAAGGGCAGCAGGGGAGGGAAUUUAACACAUAUCUAUUGUGAUAGGGAGUGACAAAGCCUCUUUAAUAAAUCUGUGUUUGAGAUGAUGUGAAAAUGUAAGGUACAAAUCAAGACCUCUUUUCAUGCAACUGAGUGCCUCCAUGUUGGCUGCCUGUCAGUCAUUGCUAUGGGCUCUGCCCUUUGCGUCUGACAAUUAGCACAGAGCAUUCAGAGAAGAGGAUAUUACACAAAACAAUGUUCCAUUUCCCCCUUUCCUUUUCAUUUGCAAUGUGUGCCCAGACUUUACCUUGUCUGAACUGCAUUACGAUAUGUGAUUUCAUAACUCUUUACGGCAAAUUUAAAAUAAAGAGCAUCAGAUGGAAAAAAAGGUUGCCAUAACGUAUAGGUGAUGGUCAAGAAGCGACCAUUGAGAACCUAUAUUUGCAAAUAUGUAUGUGCAAUACAAGCAGCUGGCUGUAGAGGGCAAACACUCUGCAGAAGAAAUGGCUGAUGUAAAUUUAGACUUUGAAAAUAUAUUGUUUUGGUUUUUUAUUUCAUUCAUAAAUAAUGAAUGAUUAUAUGAACUGGCUUUUAUUAUUCUUUAAAAAAACCAAACCAAUUAUAGCAAUAUAAGGGGGUAGCAGCUAACCUAUUUUUAAUGCAUUCUAUGUAAUACUAAACUGUAAAUUGUAGGGAAUUGACUAGGUAGUAUCAAAUUAAUGGAUGGGGUGGGGGACGACACACACACAACACACCUCCAGGUUGGCUCUGUUUCCAAUUCAGCUUUAUUGGGAUAAUUUGUGCAAUUCCAGGCAUUACGACCCCCUAAAGAAACUAGCUGAAGCACAGCUCCCCAGUGCAGUCUCACACUAUUGGACACCAGGGCUUCCCAUGUAAGCAAACUAUAAGGGGGCUUCUAUUUAGGAACCUGUAAGACCCCUCAACCCAGUGAGAUGCUCAGUGUCCCAUACUACCCACCCUGCCAUAAAAAGCCCCUGAUUAGAGUCUUGUGUUGCUCUGGUGGUUUGUCUUGGGUAUAUUUGUUUCUGGUUCCUUGACUUUGGCAUUCAACUUUGUGAUCUCAGCUAUCCCUGACCUAGCAGGACUUGCAGCAUCUUGUCUUUCACCACCUGGAAGGUAUCUUAUAACUGUAGCCAUUCUAACGUCCAGUACCUAUGCCUGCCUAUAAUUUUAUCCUAUAUAUCUGUCUCUGCCCUACAUACCAUAUACGUAUCUCUACCCUACCUGUGUGUGUGUGUGUGUGCUAGGUAGUGCUGCAUACUAACACAAGCUGUGUGAUGCUGACCAGGUCAUUUUUUAGAAGUGCAGCCAAUCACCAAGUUCGAGUAAAUGUAGGCUUUACCACUAUGAUAUGGGGCGCGGGGGGAUGAUAUAUCACUGCCUCCCCUUGCCAAAGUAACAUCCAGAGGUCUGGUGACCCAUGUAGAAAAUGGUGUAGUGUUAUGGGGAAAUCAUGAAGAUUCUAAAUACAGUUAAACUGUAGCAUGAGAAUUGUUGUAAGUAACAUUGUUAAAUAUACUUAUGGAGGUGGAUGGUCAACUGUUUUCCCCCUCCAUAGUGCACAUACAACACUAUGUUCCACAUAAAUCCAUCACACUACGGAAAUACACCCUACAUUUAUACACACAUUGACACUGUAUACAUACACACCACACAAUUACAUAACCUUUCAUUCACUAACCUGAUUCAAGUACGGCGGUUCCUUGGUGCUGGAUCUGGAGCGUCCUCUCGCGACAACAGCAAGCGCUGCACGCUCAGAGGAAAAGCUUCCCUAGGGGGUUUUCAAAAUGCGGGAAGUUGAAGUUUUUCCAGAAAUGGCAACCAUUAAUAUUGCACAAUAAAGGGGACAGGGGCACUUUAUCAAUGAUAUAAAGUGUUCUCGUGCCUAUAAUGUCCCUCAAUGUAUAAACCACUUUAUGACACCGUGCAUCUCUUUUCAUGUCCUGUCCGUCUGCAGGUACAAAUGAUCCAUGUCUCUCAAAUAUGGUGGACCAUGUGCACACCAUGCAAUUAGUUGAUUACUGUGGUCCGUAAGUAACAAUAAUUGUGUGACAUAUUGUUUUUGUGCUAGAGUUUUUGACAUGAGCGGUUUGGUAUUACAGGUUGAUCAAAAGAACACAGUACUGUAAACCCGUUUAAGGGUUCGUGUUUGAUAUUUUUAAUGUGGCUCGUGUCUUGGGUACAGUAUACCUCUGUGAAGAAAAUGGACUUUUAAUUGACAUUUUCUUCUUUAUUCUGUAUUUUUCCUGUGUACUACCUGUAUAGUGAAUGUAUUAGUUAGUUUGAAACUACCGAACGCCGACCAUCCUCCUGGCUUAUUAACUACAAUGGAACCAGCUAUUAAGUGCUCCCUGGGCGGCCGCUGUUCGUAGAGCCGAACGUCUCGUUGAAUAUAAAACGGCGGCCAUCUUGUUCGCACGAGGGGAGUCAGCGGGACUUGGUCGUCGAGUGUCUGGAACUAAAAUCGGACACUCGACCUCGCGAACCACCGAAUGCUUCAACGGCACACUUAAGCAAAUGUUCACGGCGUUCAGAGUCCUAUGGUCAAUGGGAGAAGUUUUUACCUCACCUCCUAUUUGCCUACCGAGAAGUGCCACACGUGCCACUGGGUUCUCCCCCUUCGAAUUCUUAUACGGGAGAAAAGUCCGGGGACCCCUGGACCUCAUACGAGAGCACUGGGAGGGCAACACAGGAGCGGAGGGGAUCCCAGUUUUGCCAUACGUGCUGGAGUUCCGGGACCGCUUGCAGGCCCUGACCAAAUCAGUUCGGGAGAACCUGCAGGUGGCCCAGAAACAUCAGAAACAAUGGUAUGAUCGGGGAGCCCGAGACAGGAACCUGGAAGUAGGGCAAAAAGUACUAGCCCUCAGACCUUCCAAAAAGGACAAGCUCCAGGCAGCUUGGCAGGGGCUAUUUAAAGUGGUAGAACGAAUUAGUGACACCACCUAUAUUGUGGCUAAAUGUUCCGAUGAAAGGGUCAGACGAGCCUUUCAUGUGAACAUGUUGAAGCCGUACUUCGAACGCUCAGAGGACGUGGCCGCCAUCUGUGCCCAGUCUUCUGAUGAUAGUGAAGGGCUCCCCUUGCCCGACCUGCUGGCAGCUAACCAAGGUACCUUAGAACAGGUCGGGUUAGGAGAGGAAUUAGACACCGCCCAGCAGGCAGACGCAAAACAACUGCUGCGGGAAUACGGUGAGCUGUUCUCAGUCCUACAUGGGUACACCUCCGCCGCAGUGCACCGGGUGGAGACGCAGGGGGAAGACCCCCUUACGGCAGCAGCCGUACCGUAUUCCGACAGCAGUGUGGACUAGUAUGUGGAAGGAAAUUCAAGAGAUGUUACAACUGGGGGUUAUUGAGGCUUCCCAAAGUCCAUGGGCGUCUCCGGUGGUUUUAGUAUCAAAGUGAGACGGUACGCCUCGCUUCUGUAUUGAUUACCGGAAAUUGAACGACCGGACUAUCACGGACGCCUACCCCAUGCCGCGGAUCGACUAACUGCUCGAUCGCAUGGCCAGCGGGCACUUCCUAACUACAUUAGACUUGUGCAAAGGAUACUGACAAAUCUCGGUAGAUCCGGCCGCCAUCCCUAAGUCGGCAUUCGUCACCCCAUUCGGGCUAUACCAAUUUCCGGUUAUGCCGUUUGGGAUGAAGAAUGCCCCCGCUACGUUUCAAAGAAUGGUGGUCCGACUUCUGGAGGGAAUGCAGGACUUUGCAUGUGCCUAUCUAGAUGAUAUUGCCAUCUAUGGCGGCACAUGGGAGUCACACCUGUUGCACUUAGCUACGGUAUUUGGGAAGUUACAGGAAGCUGGCCUCACCCUGAAACCCGAGAAAUGCCAUGUGGGCAUGGCCGAGGUCCAAUACCUAGGGCAUAGAGUAUGGUCUGGGAAACAGUGCCCCGAACCUGCUAAAGUAGAGGCCAUAGCUAAUUGGCCCCAGCCCCGCACCAAGAUGCAGGUAUUGGCCUUCCUAGGUACCGCAGGGUAUUAUAGAAAGUUCGUCCCUGAGUAUAGCACCCUUGCCAAACCCCUUACUGACCUGACCAAAAAGUCCCUACCUAAGCAGGUAGGGUGGUCCCCGGAGUGUGCAACAGCGUUCCAGAGACUUAAAACGGCUUUGAGCGAAGCUCCAGUACUGGCGGCCCCACACCCUAACAAAACAUUUCUCGUCCAUACAGAUGCCUCCAUGUUUGCGCUGGGAGCCGUGCUGAGCCAGGUGGGGGAAGACGGCAUGGAGCACCCGGUCGCAAGUUGCUACCUAGGGAGGUCAGCUAUGCCGCCGUGGAAAAAGAAUGCCUGGCGCUAGUAUGGGCAUUAAAGAAACUUCAACCGUAUCUUUAUGGCCGUGCUUUUACCCUACUGACUGACCACAACCCCCUCAUUUGGCUCAACCGAGUCUCUGGAGACAAUCCUCGGUUGCUGGAGUUUGGCAUUGCAACUCUACAAUUUUACGCUGCAAUAUCGUCCGGGCAAGCAGAAUGGCAAUGCGUAUGGGCUUUCCUGUCAAACGGACUUGGAUGUUAAAUAUGUUACCCGGACAUCCCCUAGUCAACCCGGCAGGGUCUAGGCGGGUAUGCCGACCCAUGGAACUAAGGGGGAGUAUUGUGAAGAAAAUGGACUUUUAAUUGACAUUUUCUUCUUUAUCAAGUAUUUUUCCUGUGUACUACCUGUAUAGUGAAUGUAUUUGUUUGUUAGUUUGAAACUACCGAACGCCGACCACCCUCCUGGCUUAUUAACUACAAUGGAACCAGCUAUUAAGUGCUCCCUGGGCGGUUGCUGUUCGUAUAGCCGAACGCCACGUGGAAUAGAAAACAGCGGCCAUCUUGUUCACACAAGGGGAGUCAGCGGGACUUGGUGGUCGAGUGUCUAGAACUAAAAUCGGACACUCGACCUCGCGAACCACCGAACGCCGGCUUCUUGUAUUUCCCGAACAGCCAGGGAAGCGCCGUUCGGUAGUUCUAUGCGAACGGACAAGGGGAGCAAUCGGUGCUAUGAGCCAGGGGAUCCAUUCGGGACUUUUGUUCGUUUUUUACAGAUUUGUGAAUUGACCAACCGUACACACUGAAUUCAUGGAACUGUUUUGGGCAGGAGCCGCAUGUGUGGUCGGUAAAACGGACCCUCCACACUUUUUCAGAACCCCCUGAACCGAUCUGGGUGAAAUUUGGAUAUGUUUGUACCCCAGAUCGGGGCUAAGUUUUGGGGAAAUUGUGUGUGUGCUCUCUGCCUGGAGAUAAUUGGUUUAUUCCUUAACUUAUCUCAAUAUCUCCCAGGCAGAGAGGAGGCGUGUAUUACUGUAAAUCUGUAUGUUGAUUGGCUGUUGUCUUUGUUUGCUGUGGGAAGUCCUCUUGCAGGAGGAUUUCUCAUAAAAGCCCGUGUGUGUCAAUAAAAUUCAUUCCUGUUACACCCUUCAUGAAGUCUAGGCUCAUGUUUGGGGGAUAUUCUACUCGCUGGGAAGAAUCACCUUGGAACUGCAUUUCAUCUACCUUAUUCCUCUACUCCCUGCUGCAGCUAUAAUCACUCAUGCUCAGCUGUUGGGAAAGGGAACAGAAGACCGCAGCACCAUAACCACUACAGGUCUUAACCUCCUAACAAAAUGGCAAAAGAAGCACAUUAUCAUUACCAGGGUACGGGUUACAAGGUUAACUAUGGAGUAGGCUAUUCUUGCAAAUUUUAAGUUAUUAUUGAAACUGCUCGGUAAGCAACUAUCUACGUGAAAAUUUAAUUUACAUCAAGUCUAAAUUCUUAUGGUAUUUACCCUGGAUAUUUGUAAAAAUACUUGGUUAUUGUACCUUAAAGAUGCCAUUCGUCCAAAUUUUGACGCAGGUGUAGGCAGUGUUCAACACUCCAAAUGUUGUUGCCGACAUCUCCCAUAAAGCUGUCGCACCCAUAAUGAUGUCAAAGCAUCAGUGGAGAUGUCGUCCACAACAUCUGGAGUGCCAAAGGUUGCCUGCUGUAUGGGGGUUUACUCACCAACCAACAACUUUUAGUAAAUUGAUUUGCACAUUUUAGCAAAAAAUAAAUAAAAAAAUCACUAAAUGGGUAAAAGUCCACUAUAAAUCUGGACAAUAUUUUAGCAUCAAUAUUCAAUUCAAAUUUUAAAGGGACACUAUAGUCACCCAGAUCACUAAAGCUCAAUGAAGUGUUCUGGGUGCCAGGGCCCUCAGGUUUUAACCCUUCAGAGAAACUAUGUUUUCAUUCGGGGUUAAGCCAACCUCUAGUGGCUGUCUUCCUGACAGCUGCGAGAGGCGCAUCUGCGACGCUGGAUGCAAAUUUGGCAUCCAUUCCGCAGGGCGUCCAUAGGAAAGCAUUGAGAAAUGCUUUCCCUGUGGACUGUUUGAAUGCGUGCACGGCACUGGCCGCGCAUGCGCAUUCUGCUCCACUCGGAAAAUUCCGUCAGCGGGGGAGAGGUCACUGGCUUAAGGUAAGUAACUGAAGGUGGCACCCUCAGGGCACUAUAGAGUCAGGAAAACCGCUUUGUUUAUCCUUUAAUUCUAAUUAACCCUGUGAAUGAAAGACUUUUUUUCUUCACUAACUGUUUAUUUACUAUAGUGUGAACUGCCAUGAAUGUCACAUUUUGUGAGCAGACUGGGAGGCUCCACGUUUACCUAACCUUCUUUAAUGAAUUUGCCUCCUAUCUUUUAAUAAAAUGUCGAUUAUUUGGUCACAGACGCUAGAAUAAUCCCUAAUUUCAGGCCGAAGUAGGGAUAUAUUGUCAAUGUUUAUUUUAUUUUUUUGUUUAUUUAUUUUAGUUUUGACUGAAUUCCUGUCAGUUUCUACAGUUUAGCAAGUGACCGUGUAAAUAAUGUUAUUAGCAGUUUAUUAUCUCUAGCAGUGCUGUUAUACAUGGUUUCUGACACACUUUGUGGAUGAUCAUGUUAUGUGAACAUAUUGAACAGUUUGAAGAGGUUUGUUUUCGCGCGCUCCCGCGCUGUGCUCGUGCUGGCGGUUGUUAGUGGUAGAGGUAUAGGUGUAGCGCGCGCGCUCUCUCCCUCUCUCUCGCUGGCGGGCGCGCGCGCUCCCUCUCUCUGGCUGGCGGGCGGGCGCGCGAUGCACUCUGGGAAUGGCUGCGCAGCUCGGGUUGGCUGGGGGAGCAGACAGUGGAGUUUUAAUGUCCGCCAUGUUGGCCGUGGCGUAUUGAAGAGGGAGGGAGAGUGGGAGACACCGAAUCGCACAGAAAACCCGCCAAAAAACCCCUUCAGACCCACCGCGGGCACCGGGAGUGCCAGAUACCCCCCCCUGCCCCCCCGUGUUACCCGCCGGCUCCCCCCAGUUACCCCCCGUUACCCCCUCCCUCCCCACACGGCCAUCACGGGGGGUCCGGCCGGAGAGCAGCUCCCUCCAUGAGAGCGCGGCACCGGAGGCUCUGCCCGCUCCUCCUCCCGCUCGGUCGCCGCAUGGCCGCUCGGUGGCGGUGGUAGACCGAAGAUGAGCAAGCUGUCGUUCCGGGCGCGGGCGCUGGACGCGUCCAAACCGCUCCCCGUCUUCCGCUGCGAGGACCUGCCGGACCUGCACGAGUACGCCUCCAUCAACCGGGCCGUGCCGCAGAUGCCGACCGGCAUGGAGAAGGAAGAGGAGUCGGUAAUUCCCGGGGAGGGGGGGUUGUUAUUACUGUGGGGGGGGAGGUGGGGGGGUUGCAAGCUUACACAAAAUGGCCGCCAUUCCCCCCCCCCUCUGGUGGCCCCUGAGCCCCCCCGGGCAUGCUGCACCCCCGGCAGUGUGAGUGUGAGUGGAUGCAGUGAGCUGGCGGCGGCCGGGGCCGGUUUGCAGGUCGUUUCGGAGACCUGGAAAGCACAAAGGGGGUCACGUGACCGGCCGCCGUCCGCCAUUUUGUUGUGUGUGUAUCUCUCUCGCUCUCACUGUCUUUGGGCUGGGCCUUGCUCUGUGUGUGAGUGACAGGAGGGAGGGGGUGCAGUACCGAGCUGCGGCCGCUGGGUGGAGUCAGUUCACACAUUGUGAAUUGUUUGUGUACAUUGUAUGGGACUGACAGGAAGGAUGGGGAAUUGGGCCUGACUGUUAUUAUCAUCAGGCUGCUGUUAUAAACCAGGGGGCCCUAUUUAAGCUGCUGCUUUCCUCCUUUUUUCUUACCCCCUUUUUUUUUAUUUUUUUUAUUUUUUUUGAGCUGCUUGUGGAAAACAUUCAGCUUAACUUAUUAGAUGCUUGUGUAAUUUGAAACCAGGAAUUAUUAAAGCCUAUAAAUGGUUACCCAUUCUGUUUUCAGUAGGAAUUAAUGUUCAAGAGAUUGUGUGUUAGAUUGUUUACUAAAGCAGCACUUUCUGGCAGUGGGUGUUUUGUGGGAUUUAUUAGGUUGUAUACUUUAUCACAUUUGAGAAGUGAACUUUAGGACUUUAGGAUUUAAGAAUGGGUUCCAAAAUUGUCAGGCAUGUGUGUAAUUUUUGAGUUCAUGUUCAAGAUUUUAUAUAUGACUAGAUGCUGUGGGCAGCAUAUAAAAACAACCCUUUUAUAGGAUAUAUUGAACUUGUGAGCAGAAAGAGUUAGUAUGGGCACCUAGCAGGGUUAACAUGGGAAAACUGUUUUAUAAGUGAAUCCAACUUGCCACACUUAAUUUGUAGUAUGUCUGUGUGUGUAUGUGUGUGUGUAUGCAAGUGUACUAUUGUUGUUUAUCCUUGUCAGGGCUAUUCAUUGAAGUGAGAUUUCAAAUUUAAGACCAGAGUAGCUGAACAGGAAUGCAUAGCUUAGAGUUUUUCAAUUUGGGUUCUUUAGAUUUGAAAUCGGCUUUGUAUUCUCACUUUAAUAAAUAACCCUGUGUGAAUGUGUCCUACGUGUUUUACCUCUGUUUAAAUACCAACAUUUUCCAACUGAAAAUUUUCACUUGAGCCUUAGGGUAUCCAAUCUUGGGUUUUCAGUUUCAUUUAUACUUAACUUCAUUGCUGUACACAUACCUACUCUUUUGCAUUAUUUUCUGCAGUAUCUAGUUAAAGGGUCACUAUAGUCACCAGAACAACUAUAGCUUAAUGUAGUUCUGGUGAGUAUAAUCAUUGCCUUAAGGCAUUUUAAUGCAAACAAUGCCUUUUCAGAGAAAAGGCAGUGUUUACAUUGCCCAUAGGGACACCUCCAAGUGGCCACUCCUCAGAUGACCACUGGAGGUGCUUCCUGGGGCAGCUCUGCCGUUCAGCGUCUCCACCCUCUGCAUGGGGACGCUGAGUUUUCCCUCAUAGAGAUGCAUUGAUUCAAUGCAUCUCUAUGAGGAGGUGCUGGUUGGCCAAAAAGGCGUUUGGCCUCGCCCCUUGCCGAUUUUAGCCAAUCCAAUGCUUUUCCUACGGGAAAGCAUUGGAUUGACUAAAAAAUUGGAAAUUAUGAUGUCACCAGAAUUACCAGUAAAACCACUGUUUAGGUGGCUUGCCCUUCUUAGUCCCCGUAAAAGGUAAUAAAACAUACCUUAUUUUCAGCGCAGCGCAGGUCCAAUCUGCCCUCUUGCUGACAUCAGAAUUUAAUCUCAGCCUAUCCAGUGCUUUCCCAUAGGGAAAUCAUUGGAUUGGCUGAAAUCAGCACGAUGGGGGUGGGGCCAAAUCUGGCUUGUCCAUUCAGCAUCUACUCUGAGAUGCAUUGAGUCAGUGCAUCUCUAUGUAGAAAGUUCAGCAUGGCGAUACUGAAUGGCAGUUCUGCCCCCAGAAAGCACCUCCGGGGCAAUGUGAAUAUUGCCUUUUUUCUGUAAAGACAGGGUUUAUUGCAGGUAAUGAUUAUGCUCACCAGAACUAUAUUAGGCUGUAGUUCUGGUGACUAUAGUGCCCCUUUAAAGGUGGGCUGCCACUGACCAAGUAACUGCAAAGGGUGGUGACUAACCCUCAUAUGUGACUUGCUCUAAUUUUAUUAUUCACUCCCCCCCCCCAUUUUAUUUUAAAUGGACCUUCUAGUCCCUAUACUUCAACUUGUUGUUAUUGCUGGUAAUCGUUUACAUAUAUUAUGAUUUCUAAGAUUCCUGUAAUGUAGUUGAUGGGCUGUAGAGCCGUUACCAAAAUGUUACUUAAUGUUUGCUUAAAACUUCUGUUUUAUUCUGGUUCCCCAAGUCUGUUUUUUUUUUUAUUCUUGGUUUAUGAUUAUGCAAGAUCAAUGGCAGUGAGUUGCUAUGGAAACAGAUGUAGUGGCUGCUUAUAAUCUUGGUAAUGAUUACUGUACAGUUAAGUGCCCCCCUUCUCUUCCUUCUCCUCCCCCCUCCACCCACCAGUACUUCACUCCUUUUUCUCUUCUAAUCUAGAGAACCGUGUCAGUUAUUUUAAUAUAUUUUCAUCAGAUUCAGAUUGGGGGUUGCAGUAGCACGUAUUGGUAUGAGCAAGCCUGGUGUUUAGCUUUCUGUUUCGAUUUGCAUGUCAUUUUAAUUCAUUAACCCCUUAAGGACGGAGCCAAAUGUACACAAUGUGAACAAAACAAAAUGUAAACAAAACCUGGCAUUUGCGCUACAUGUCUGUCCAACUGUAAUUCACCUCUUUCAUAUUAAAUACACCCACCCUUAUAUAUCAUUUUAUUCAGGGGAAACAGGGCUUUCAUUUAAUAUCAAAUAUAUAGCUAUGAAACAUAAUUUAAUAUGAAAAAAAUGGGAGAAAAUAAGAUUGUUUUUAAUUUUUUAGUUCUACAUGACAUUUUAACGGUCAAUGUCAUACUGUUUCCUUUUACUGCAAUAAAAUACACAUAUUUGUAUUCAGGAAAGUCUCACGUGUAAAACAGUACCCCCUAUGUACAGGUUUUAUGGCGUUUUGGGAAGUUACAGGGUCAAACAUAGCAUGUUACAUUUGAAAUUUGCCAGAUUGGUUGCCUUUGAGACUUUUUAUAGUAGCCCAGGAAAGAAAUUUACACCCAUAAUGGCAUAUCAUUUGCAAUAGUAGACAACCCAAGGUAUUGCAAAUGGGGUAUGUCCAGUCUUUAGUAGCCAUUCUGGCUAACCAAUCUGGCGAAUUUUAAUGUGAAAAAAAUGAAACACAAGCCUUAUAUUUGACGCUGUAACUUUUGAAAACACCAUAAAACCUGUACAUGAGGGGUACUGUUGUACUCUGGAGACUUCGCUGAACACAAUUGUUUCAAAACAGUAAAAAGUGUUGCAGCAAUAAUAUCGUCCGUGUAAGUGCUGUUUGUGCGUGAAAAAUGCAAAAACCUUCACUUUUACUGGCGAUAUCAUCGUUGUAAUACAUUUUACUGUUUUGAAACACUAAUAUUUGUGUUCAGCGAAGUCUCCCGAGUAGAACAGUACCCCCCAUGUACAGGUUUUAAUGGUGUCUUGGAAAGUUAUAGGGUUAAAUAUAGUGCUAGCAAAUUAAAUUCCCUUUACUUUCGGCAUGGGUUGUCAGGCAGGUCCCACUAAUUGUAAUUAAUUAAGAUACCUAAUUAUGUAAAAAUAUUACAUAAAUAUAUGUAGAAUUAGUGUGUGUAUAUGUAUGUGUGUGUAUAUGUAUGUAUGUAUGUAUGUGUAUAUAUAUAUAUAUAUAUAUAUAUAUAUAUCUCUCACAAUACAGUUAGAACGAAAUAACGCACAUCUAUAUAUUUUGUUAUUUUUUUUUACGUAUUACAUUAAAUUUUUAUAUAUAUAUAUAUAUAUAUAUAUUCAUAUAAUCAUAUAAUUCAUAUAUUCAGUAUCAGUCUACGUGACUAUAUAUAGUAAAAUACACCUAGACAGUGUAUGUGUGUGUGUGUGUGUGUGUGUAUAUGUAUAAUUAUUUAUUUUAUUUCCAGCCAGCAGGGGGACCACCUGUCAUUAGAGGUCCUCACUCUCACAUGGCCGGGGGGGAGGGGGGUUUCCAGGGGGUCGGACGUGCCUAUGGGCAAACUGAUAGCAGUCGUAGCAUGAAAGCCAUCAAGUUACAGAGCUGUUCCAAGCAAGUGUAGAUCAAUGCCUGCUGGAGUCUCUUGUUAUUGGAGAAGGACCCAUUAAACAGUGCAUCUAUGAAUUUUAUUUAUUUCUUCACAGUUUUUCUUAGCUUCAUUCCUAUGCGUUCUAGUUUUUCCAAUUGGGGUUUGGGAGGGAGGUCAUUUUACUUAAUUUUUCUUGUGGGUGGAUUACUUUUUCUCUCCCUUCCUGUUUGGACAAAAUCGGCACAUGUACAACAGUUGCUGUAAAUGCAGCUAUCUGAUGUUCUGAUUACCCGAUCAUAUACUCCUAGAAAAGCAGUAGAGUCUACUAAUGAUUACCUAUAGAAGCUCUCAUUACCACUUGUUCAUGUGGAGUGAAUCAGGAAGCUCUCUUGGCUGUCAGUUUGUCCGCCUGGGGGCAUUCCUUAAUUGACAAAAGUGCAGAUUAAUUUUGAAAAGUAUGGGGGGGGGGGUCAUGUAUUUUACCCUUAAGAACUUUAGCAAUCUAAAUCUUUAGGAAUGUGGAGUGUCCCUUUAAGUGUGCAGUUAUUCAGCUUUUAUAAAUGUGCACUAAUUUGUCUUCUUUAGCCCAACACAAUUAAAUAAGUGUGAAUAUCCUUCUAGGCUGAUGGAAUAUGAUUCCAUGUCCUAGACCUAGAUGGACCUCUCCGUUGUUUUUACCAGCAUGUGGAUAACAAAAACUGGUAUGCUGAUAUCUAGUUACAUCUUCUAUGUUUUGUAAUAAAACUGAUACGCUUGUUUAUUGUUGUGAUUCAGUAUCUUCCAGAAAACUUAAAGUUGAAAGGGUAAUGUGGAAGUUCACAUUAGCCAAGCAGUUGUUGAAAGGACAGGCAUAUGUGGCCCCUUACUUUGAAAUUACUCAGACUCCUAUCUCAGUAACGCUGGCAUGCAGAGAUUAUGGCGCCUUAAAGGACCACUAUAGGCACCCAGACCACUUCAACUUAAUGAAGUGGUCUGGGUGCCAGGUCCAUCUAGGAUUAACCCUGCCUGCUGUAAACAUAGCAGUUUUUUAGAGAAACUGCUAUGUUUACAUUAGGGUUAAUCCAGCCUCUAGCGGCUGUCUCAUUGACAGCCGCUAGAGGCGCUUCCGCGCUUCUCACUGUGAUUUUCACAGUGAGAAGACACCAGCGUCCAUAGGAAAGCAUUGAGAAUGCUUUCCUAUGGACUGGCUGAAUGUGCGCGGCUCUUGACGCACAUGCGCAUUCAGCCGAUGACCGCCAAAGGAGGAGAGUCCCCAGCUUUUUUAACCCCCGUCAGCCCGGCAGGAGUGUGACCCUGAGGGUGGGGGCACCCUCAGGGCACUAUAGUGCCAGGAAAACAAGUUUUGUUUUCCUGCCACUAUAGUGGUCCUUUAACCUCUCUUUAUUAGCUGAGGCUCUGAAUCUGAUGUAGAGCUUUGAAACCACUAAAUCAACUGUGUAACCUGUUGACAAUGGUAUGUGUUUUUUCGUAUCCCUAUUGCAGAAGAAUUGGGAUUUUUUUUUUUUUUUUUCAAAUGUGUUUUUGGAGGAAUAAACUAGAAUUCAUAGAUACAGGGUGAUUACAUAUAGUAGCUACUGAAUACUUGCACAUAACAUCUGUACAACAAGGCAAAGUUGAAAAAAAGUCUUGCUCAGCUGUGUUUGACUGACAAUAGCAUUCACUGUUAGAGGUACUCUGUAAGGGGAAGAGGGGUUCAUGUUUUGGGUUUAUUUUUUUCCUUUCUUCUCAAAACAGAUUGAAACAGGGCAUAUAUUGCUAUUUUUAGAAAUACUCUGUAUGGAAUAUAGAUUUUAAAGGGACACUAUAGUCACAAGAACAACUACAGCCUAAAGUAGUUGUUAUGGUGCGUAUAAUCAUUAUAUGCCCUUAUGCAGGCAUUUUCAUUCAAACACUGCCUAUCUGUGUUUACAUUGCACAGAGGGACACCUCCAAGUGACCAUUCCUCAGAUGGCCACUGGAGUUGCUUCCUGGCUCAGUGCUGCACGGUAGGCAGCACUGCCAUUCAGCGUCUCCAUGCUCUGAAUGGGGAUGCUAAAUUUUUCCUCAGAGAUGCAUUGAUUCAUCUAUGAGGAGGUACUGAUUGGCCAAAUUGUAUAUGGCCCCGACCUUUGCUGAUUUUUGUGCAUUAUCUUUAGUAGAACAACCUACGGCAAGCAAAUAUGAAUAAAUCCCUCCUGUCAGCAUAGUUUUAUUGAAUAUUUGCUAUCAACUUGGAAAUAUAAUCUUGAAACUAAAACAUGCAGACUGGUAAAUAACAAUGUGUGUGAUGAGACAGAUGGAUAUAGACAUAUAUAUUUUCUAUCCAUUUAAGAGUUUUUAAUCCUUUUUUCUUCCCAAAACUAAGCUGCAUAUAAGUUGAAAAGCAUUAAUGAUAAAUGCUAGUGGUUUCCUUUCAGUAAAUGCAGUGAUUUUUGUUAGAUUCGGAAAUCUGCAAAAAUACAUUUGGUGAGUAAGCUUUUCAUUUCAGAACCGGUCAAUUAUCCUAAAGGCAGACAAACUAAAUCAAUAAGCUUUAUUUCCUGAGCCAUUUAAUUAAAGCUUUAUGCAUGAUGAAUUUUACUAUCCUUCAUUACAUAAUAGCAAAGUUAAAUUACUGCAAUCUAAUUAGCUCUUCCAGCUAUGUUGUAGUGACGAACUUGAUUUAAAGUAGACUUGGCAGUGUAUUUUAUUUUUUUUUAAGGUCCUGUAUUAAAGUUUCUCAUUACCAAUGAUGGUAAUGGUAUUUGUUAAGUUAGAAUUUAGCUACAAUUGGUUGUUUUCCAAGAGUUGCAGCAGAAAACCAAAUCAUGAAUGUUUGCAAUAAUAUGACACCAAAUGUCUGUGAAAUUCACAAGGUAGUCUUUAGAUGUAUGUGAAAAACAACUUGUGCUAGAUUUGGGAGAGAUGUAUGAUGAAACAACCAAGGUAGAUAGCCUUUGUUGUCUCCUUUUGAAAAUGGUAUAUUAUGGUGGGAGCAAAGUGCAGAUUAGGGACUUAUAUUUUGUUCCAAAAGUGACAUUUGCCCAAUAAAUUGGUGUGAAUUGCAAAUCUAAUUACUGAAAUUGAUAUGUCUUAUUUGUGACGGCAAAUAAGAGCCGUUCAGUCCAUCUAGUCUGCCCAAUUUUCUAAAUACUUUUAUUAGUCCCUGGCCUUAUCUUAUAGCUAGGAUGCCUACCCCACGCAUGCUUUAACUCCUUUACUGUGUUAACCUCUACCACUUCAGCUGGAGGCUAUUCCAUGCAUCCACUACCCUCUCAGUAAAGUAAUAAUUCCGGAUAUAAUUUUUAAACCUUUGCCCCUCUAAGACUAUGUUCUCUUGUUGUGUCUAUGUCCUCUGUAACUUGACUUCUCCAAAAUCCAGCAAAUGUCUACCCAAGUAUGGUAAUCGCUGUAGAAAGGGUCCAAUGUAAGUUGCCAUAAUUCAAAUCCUGUGCUCUUUAAAGUGGCACACACACACACAAUCUGGCAGAGCUAUGUGAUAUAAACAUUUCAUAAAGUGUGAAAAUGCGCUUGUUGAAAUGCAAUGUGUAGUCUGUCUAUGAAUAUAUACUUCUGGAUUGGAUGACUGCUAUUAACAUUAUAUUCCCCACAUAAAAAUUCCGUAACUGUUACACUUGAAAACCGUAAUUCAUGGAGGCAAUCUGAACAAAAUAAAUCUAUUUUGCUUUAUUUAUCUUUAAGCUGUACUAGUUGUCUAGAAAUGAACAGAAUUGCAUAUUUUGGCAUCUUCCUUAGAAUAUAUUCACUCUUAAAGGGAAACUCCAGUGCCAGGAAAACAAUCUGUUUUCCUAGCACUGCAGGUUUCCUCUCCCUCCCACCUCCCAAUCCCCGGUUGCUGAAGGGGUGAAAACCCCUUCAGUAACUUACCUGAGGCAGUAGACGGCCACUAGAGGUGGAGUUAACCCUGCAAGGUAAUUAUUGCAGUUUAUAAAAAAACUGCAAUAAUUACACUUGCAGGGUUAAGAGUAGUGGGAGUUGGCACCCAGACCACUCCAAUGGGCAGACGUGGUCUGGGUGCCUGGAGUGUUCCUUUAAUAUUAACUAUUUCUUUAAAUCUGCACCAGAAGGAAGCCCUAUUAAUCCUUUAGUAGAGGUUUAUAAUAUUUACAAAGGCACUUUAAGGACUACUCUAGGCACCCAGACCACUUCAGCUUAAUGAAGUGGUCUGGGUGCCAGAUCCCUCUAGGAUUAAAUAUAUAUAUAUAUAUAUAUAUAUAUAUAUAUAUAUAUAUAUAUAUAUAUAUAUAUAUAUAUAUAUAUAUAUAUAUAUAUAUAUAUAUAUAAUCUCCCUCUCCAGCCUCUAGUGGCUGUCUCAUUAACAGCCGCUAGAGGCGUUUGCAUGCUUCUCAUUGAUUUUCACAGUGAGAAGACGCAAGCGUCCAUAGGAAAGCAUUCCUAUGAGACUGGCUGAAUGCGCGCAGCUCCUGCCGCGCAUGUGCAUUCAGCUGAGGAGAGCUCCCCGCCCGGCGCUGGAGAAAGGUAAGAAUUUAACCCCUUCCUCUCCCCAGAGCCCGGCGGGAGUGGGUCACUGAGGGUGGGGGCACCCUCAGGGCACUAUAGUGCCAGGAAAACGAGUGUGUUUUCCUGGCACUAUAGUGGUCCUUUAAUGAGAGCUGAAAUUACAGUGGAACACACGAAUUUAAUUUUCAGUCAAAUGUUAACUUACUUUAGAAGUUUUAUCUCCUGCUCUGUAAAUUGAAUAUAUUCACACAAAGGAGGCUCCUGCAGGGUCUGAGAGGCUAUUAACCAAGAAGAUGUUCUAAAUUAAUCAGAAUGGGCAAUUAAGGAAAUGUAAACAUUAGAUGUGGCUAGGAAAGUUAUACACAUACAGGGACGUGUGACUAGGACUGUAUAAAUAAAGUGAUAUAACUCCUAACUUGAUAUCUUUUGGGCUCUGAAAGCAUUAUCCAGAUUUCUCUAUUAGCCACUGGCUGACCUUUUUAAGGGUCAAUUCUUUGUGUUGACUAUCCAUAGAGAACAUAUUCAACAAUUACAGCACUACCUUGUUUAUAUUGUAUGCUCAUCUGUACCCUAUUGUGCCCACUUUGUGUUGGAUACACUAUUUGUAAGGCUUGCUAUCAUUCUUGAAACUUAAUAAUAAUAUGGUUUGAAAGUUAAAGAAAAAAGUAAAAUAAAGUCUACCUGCAAUAAAAUUAGACUAAAAAUGAAUUGAUCUUAAUAUUUUCAGAAUAACUAGCUUAAAAAUAUAUUUUUGAUGAGGGUUUUCAAAUGAUAUAUCAAUAUUAUAAAAUCCUGCAUUUUUUUUUUCAUUGUUUCAUUGGUUUAGCCUGUUUAACACAGAUAUAUUAAUAAUAAUAUUUAUUAAUACUUUGUGGAACAUACCUUGAACAUUCUUGAACCUUUUUAGUUACGGCAAUUUUAUUUUCUUCCUGCCCUUAUUUCAGACGUGUGUGUAAUAUAUAAUUUUAUUCGCCUCCACUCCUGCCUUUCUUCCAUUUUUAUUUUCUCCAGGCUUUGCUUUGGAGUUGUGUAGCAUCUCUUGAUAGACGUCCUUGAGAUCUUUUUAUAUAAACAUGUAUUUUAAAUUUUGUUUAUUUUUUGCAAGGUGACAGCAGCCACUGUAAAAAUGGAGAACCCAGUGUUAUCCUUUUUAAGUAAUAAAUUGUAGUACGUGUUUUCUUAUUUUUUUUUUUUUUUUGUUUUGUAAUAUGUUUUAUAUACAUAAUUUGGAAAUACUGUCACUUCUGUUUUUCGAUAAUUAAACAUUUUCUUAAAACUACCAAAGAGUUGUGAUCAUUGUCUUUCAAAUUGUAAUAGUGUUCAUUUGUUUAGGUUGCACAUUAGAGGGUCCAUUAGAUGUGCUAUACUAGACUGAGUAAUGGAAAAGAACGAAACUUCCAGUCCUGACUGUUCUUUAAAGUUGGCCUAUAUCUCCUAUAUAAGAAUUUUUUUUUUUAACAUUUUAGUUCUCUUGCUGGGUAGUCUGACAUUACUCCAACUAGCAUGCCAUGACCACAUCAAUCCUUCCCCUCCCCCCUUUUUUAAUUUUUUUUUUUAGUUUUCAUAUUGGUAGCAGUUUGUAUGUGAGAGUUUUCUGAACACACAGAAAUAUUGUGGCUAUAUAUUCAUAAACAGAGUACACACGUGCUCUUAAUUGGUGAGAAUAGUCCAAUCAAAUGCUUCUUUAUGGGAAGAAUUUCCUUGGACCUUGAGAGGAAUACUGUGACAUUAACUGGGGCAUUGAAAUCAGUGCGUGGAGUUGGUAAGUUUAUAACUUAUUUAAUAGGGUUUUUUUGUUUUGUUUUACUAGGGAAGGGGACCUAAAUACUAAUGACAAUAUUUAAAUAAGUUUUGAUAUAUAUUAUAUAUAAUAAUGAGAGCUCCUGUUCAUUUGUCUGUUAUUAUUUAGCUCUUUGACUGCAGUAAUUUGCACAUUAACCAACUGCAACUAAAGUGCCAGAAUACGGUUAUAAAGAGCUUGCAUGUUUGGUUUCACCUUGGCAAAAUUUCCUAGACUCUUUAACAGUCAAUUUUCUUCACAUGCAUGCACAUAAACACUCGGACUGACUUGGCUAUACUCCCACACACUGUUUAUACCACUCUCCUAAAUACCUAAUGAACCACACUCACAAUUAUUCCUCAUCAUUCACUCAUGCAUAAAACACAAUUAGUAGCCAACCAUGCCUACAGAUGCACUCACAUUUUUGUACAUAGAGACACACACUCUCAAGCAUAUACCAAAUUUUCUGUGUGGGGAGUGGGCAGGCUAUACAUCUUGCAGUGACAGGUGCAGCGUCAGAGCUUCCCUUGUUUUGUGCUGUAUACAGGUAGAGUAAAGGUGCUAGUAAGCAAAGUCCUAUUCCUUUUUGGUCCGCCCGGUGAGUAAGAAUGCAGCAAGUAGAAAGAGUCCAUUUCCGAGCUGGUCAGAGAAGAAAUUUUCACUGACCACCAUGAUUUAAAAACAAAAGUCUGAAAAAAAAUCCAAUUUCUAUGGCACCAUGACAACUUGAGCUCCAAGCUCAAGUAGAUUUAAAUCCAUCUUUAGUUAGGGACUACAGUUAUUUAUUAAUAUGUGAAAUUUGCAUGAGGUUAAAAGCUGAUAAUUUUUAUGUAAAAUAAUAGCAAGUGGACAAAACAAAAUGCACAGGUUUUGCCUGGGUCUGUGAAUAGACUAAGAAGAAGAAAAAGUCCAUAACACAUUUCCUAAAGUCAGGUUAGCCUCCUGUAGUCUUUUUUUGGUGCCAUUAUGGCCACGCUCUAUAUCCAAGUUUUGUAUCAAUCUUUAUUUAUUGGGCACAAACAUAAGUUCUCUGGGUGCCCACGGCGUAGCAACAUUUGUCAUGCUGCUUUCAUGGACAUUAGAUUUACUCCAAGCAUAAUAACAGUACACUGGCCUGGUUCCCUGAUAAUAGAGAAAACUGUUUAUCAACAGCUUGCCCCCUUACCUGGAUCCCCACCAGGCUCCUAUGCUUAUUGGUGGUCCAGUAAUGCGCUUCUGCAUAAGCCACUGGGAUCAACUGACCACUUAGCCAAAGACUGACAUUCUGUGGAAUAGAAGUUGGCCAAAAUUGUCAUUAGCCGGCCAGUAACUCUGAUCCCUGCUGGCUGAUGACACCUCUAUGACAGAGGUCUGUCAGCUAAGCGGUUAAUCUGUAUGCGCAGGUUUUUGCUUUGUAAAUACAGAGUGACUCCAGGCGUUCUGACCACUUCAAAUCAUUGAAGUGUUCAUACGGUUUGGAGUAACACUGAGCACAAACCUAUAUAUAGAAUACAUAUUGUUAAUGCUGGAAAUUUAAUCUCUGCAUUAAAGAUUGACAAAAUAUUGGGGGAGGGAGAUGUGUUACACUGCAAAAACAGUUUUUGAACAUAACCUGGUGCAUGCUGGGCUACAGAGAUUAGAAUACCUCCUGAAUAACUGACCCGAUAAGCCUUAGAGAAUACAUUAAAGGGUUAGUCUGAGCACCAUGACCACUCUUUUAUCAGGUCUUGGAGUCCGUAUGUACAGCAUUUUAGUAAGAAACUUUGAACAUGCAAAGGUAUUUGAUUUUACUGCCUGAAAUGUAACUCCACCUACAGCAGUGUCUUUAACUAGCCAAGAACUUAGGUCAACAUGCACCCAGGGUUAUUCGUGGGCUGAGAGCAAUCGGUGCAGACUAGAUCUUUUGAUAAGCAGUAGUUGACUUGUCAAUACACUGAAACAUAGGACUAUUAUUCGGCAUUGAAAUUCAUGAAUUCAGACUUUGACCUAAUGGCUAUUUAAAAUAUAGACAGAUUUUAAAAAUAAAAACAAACUAUAUACAUACACAUUCACAAACACUCCAUUGUACGGAAAUGUUUACUCUGUGCAUGGUAGCUCAGUCAGACAAAUGCUUUAACUAUAGUGGGUGAAUUAUACUUUCAGUGCAUGGCGAUGGAGUGUGGAUCACAGGUAGAGAGAUGUUCUCUACUUGAAAAGGCCUGUGCUACAUCAUCAUACACUGGAGCCUUUAUAUGUUUAAUUUAAUAGAAGCAAAGGUAAAGAAAAUGCUUAUAGUACAGGGAUAAAAUGGCAUUUACCGUACUUACAUGUGCCAUUAUUUACAUCUUCCAGUAAGUGUGAUAUUGUCACUCGUAAUAUGAGUGGGCCCUAGGAAGAUUUCAUAUACCUUGUAGCUGUGUUAAUCACGGGGCUCCACUUUGAAGUCUGAGAAUAUAGAAGUAACAUUUUUUUAUUUUUAGAAUUCUUACUUUUUUCAUUUCAUCCCAUUUGGAGUAUACAAGGCAACUCAGGGUCUCUAAUACGUACAGUAUACAUAUCAAAUCAUGAUCAUCAUACAUACAGUUGAUGUUACCAAUACACUGAACCCGAGGAAUCCUAAAACCCAACUGCGUCACAUUUUUUAAAAUUUAUUUUUUUAUUAUAACUUUUCAAUAAAAAAAUUAGAAAUCGUUUAAUGUCUUAUCCGCUGGUCAGUGUCUUAAGAUGCCACGUUAUUUUAACUCUCCUCAAAGAGCACGUUUUGUAAAUUGGCUGCUGGGUGGUUUCCAACUAUCCAGCCAUUUAAUAUUUACUUCCAUGAGGUUUAUCCUAUGAACUACUACCACUUUAUUUUUAUUUUAACCAUACCUUUAACCUAGUACUUGAAACUAAGGGCAUUUAGGGCUGCUGCAAUUUAAAUGGACAACUUUUGAAACAUUUUAAAUGUAAAAAUUUUAAAGGGACACUAUAGUCACCAGAACUGCAGCUUAAUGUAGUUUGGUGAGUCCCUGCACCUCCAGAUGGCUACUAUGGGUGCUUCCUGGGGCAGUGCUACACAGUGUGAUUGACAUUCAGUGUCUCCACCCUCUGCAUGCAGACACUGAACUAUCCUCAUAGAGCUGCACUGAUCCAAUGCACCUCUAUGAGGAGAUAAUGAUUGCCCAGGGCAGGGGUAGGCAACCUUUUAGCAGCACUGUGCCGAUAUAGGAUUGUGAUGUCCUAUUUUUUUAAAAUUGAGAUGUGUAUGCUGCUGUAUUCUGCUUGUGUUAUUUAUACUGUAAUUGCUUUGUAUUGUUGUAUUUGUGCGUAUAAGAGCUAUUAUAUUGUAUAUGUUCAGGAGUAGUUUGUGGUAUCAUGUAUUUAUACAUAUGAAUUGCUUGUGGAAUUGUGUGUAUGUGAAUGGAUAUGUCACAUUUUGUUUGGUAGUGUGUGUAUGUGUGGGGGCUGUUUGGGGUAUUGCAUGUGAGAGGCUGCAUGUGGGGUUGUGUGCAUGUAUGUGGAUUGUUAGCGGGUUAUGUUUGUGCGGAUUGUAUGUAUGUUUGCUUGUGGGCUGUUCGCAUUAUUUGUAUGAGGGGAGGGUUAUUGUGCAUAUAUCUAGCAGUAUGGGUGGCUUCCUUGGGUUCCAAUGGGGACCAGGCUGGCCAGGUACAGGUCAAGGACAGGAGUUGCAACAGCAGCUGUGGACUGCUCUACUACAGUGUGGAUUCCCAUUCACAAGUGCUGGGAGGAAGUGAUCUGAGAUCACUUACUCUAUGUGCUGCAAUGCAUAAAUUGAGGAUUGUCCUUCACCACCUUUGCGUAUUAGCAGAUAUCUGAAGUCUCACUGGGAUUCCUGAUAGGCCAGAGCCUGUUUGGCUGUAGCAGCCUUGAGUGCCGUGCAAAGACACCUUGAGUGCCGUGCAUGGCACUAGUGCCGUAGGUUGCUUACCCCUGGCCCAGGGCAUUAGAUUACUUCAGAACAUCUAAGCAUGGUAAAAAAAUGGGGUUGAUUUGAGCAGGUUUUGCACAUGCCUAGUGUCCUUUAAAAGGGACACUAUAGUCACCAGAACAACUACAGCUUAUUGAAUUUGUUCUGGUGCACUCUAACGAAAUGACUGUGACAUAGCAAUUAGUGGUUGACAUUUGUGGUUAACUGGGGGAAACACUGCAAGUAGGGUAAUCCGUAUCUGCAUGGGCUUGUUUUCCAGAUGCCUUUGAAUUUUCACAGAAAAUAGUGUGAAUUAUAGAACUUAUUUUCCUCACUUGGACAAAUUACACAUAGCUGUUUAAAAGAUGUAUUGCACAGGAGAGAACCAGGACUAACACAUUUCAUUUUGCUUCACCUUUAUUAGGCCUCUUGUCCCACGGCCUAAUAUAUAUUAAUCUUGAUCACUGUGCAAUAAAUACAUUUUAACAACUUGCACCGACAGACCAAGCAGGUUAAAUGACAAUAUGACAAUAGAAUUAAUACAACACCUUGACAAGUCUUUCAAGAAUUCCUGUGUAACAAAGAAAACAAACGUAUUGUUGAGAAACAGCAGAUCUGUUAGUGAUAGGACCAGAGGAAGUCAGAAGCUGUCAGCAGAAAAUAUGAUUUAAAUAAAUAUGGCAACAUAUAUUUAAAAAAAAAAAACCUCUUCUAAAGAAUCUUGGGGAUAUAUGAAAAAAAGAACAAGAAUACCCCAAUCACAGGCUUCUCAUUGAGAAAGCUGUGUUCUGGGGUCGCAAGUGAUUCUGGUUUUCCUAUGCUUCUCAACGAGAAGGGCCAGGAAAGUUUCUGCCUCCAGUUGUAAAAACGCUGAAAUGCCCUUUAUGCAUCUUGUAUCUUCUUUUUCUUUCUCAUUUUGCAGUGAAAUGAUUUGGGGGUGCUGUAGCUAAAUGGUGGCCCUGCAAGGUGUGCAUUUGAAUAGUUUGCUUUGUCUGUAACCUUUAACGGAAUGAUUAUAUUUACAUGCAAUUUGAAUACAGCUGCAUAGGGAUCUUUGACUGGUUUUAUACACUGGUGAUCCAAACUGUAAAUAACAGGCACUCCAGAAACAGUCCAGGGGUUGUUAUGGUGUUUAGUGUCCCUUUUUUAAAGGGACACUAUAGUCACCAGAACAACUACAGCUUAUUGAAUUUGUUCUGGUGAGUAGAAUCAUUACCUCCAGGCCUUUUUUCUGUAAACACUGUCUUUUCAGAGAAAAUGCAGUGUUUACAUUACAGCCUAGUGAUAACUUUACUGGCCACUCCUCAGGUGGCUGUUAGAGAUCCUUCCUGGGUCAUGGCUGCCUAAAAUGCAUCCAAACAUUCAGUAUCUCCUCCCUCUGCAUGCAGACACUGAACUUUCCUCAUAGAGAUUCAUUGAUUCAAUCCAUUUCUAUUAGGAGAUGCUGAUUGUCCAGAGCUGUGUUUGACUUGUGCUGGCUUUGCCUCCUUGACAAUCUCAGCCAGUCUAAUGCUUUCCUAUGGGAAAGCAUUGUGAUUGGCUGAGAUCAUCACUUCUGAUUAUGUCAACCAAGGGGCAGAGCCAACACCAGCAGACUGAAAUAAAAUUAAGAUUUUACUAUAUGCAGGGGGCCUCUAGAAAGUAUUUUUAAUUCGAUAGGAUCAGGAAUACACUUGUGUUCCUGACCCUAUAUUCAUUUAAUUUUGAUUUAAUUUCUCCAUUUGAUGUGUUUUGAUCUCUCUUUCAUUCAUUCAUUCAGUAGUGUUUUAAUUCCUCCCCCCUCAUUAAUCAGAUAUCUUUAGUUUUAUUAAGAAUACAUUUUGAAGCUUUCUUGCAGCAUAACUCUGCUCCUUAGCCACAUCAUCUUAUCACAAUCUUUCUCAGUGAUUGGCUGUGGGAUUGAAUCUUAUGAGCAGCUCACGCAGAGUUGUCAUUGGCAAGUCUGUGUACGAUCAUAGGGCAAUUCCAUUCAGUAACAUGUUUUGGAACAACUAGUUAACGGACUGUUUUAUAUUGCAGAAACUUAAAAAUGUAUUUUUUUUUUAUAAUUAUAUACACACACUCAUACAAACACACACUCUGCAUUAUAUACACACACUGUGUAUAUAAUGCAGAGUGUGUGAACUGGGUGGGGGGAGGGCAUUUUUAUUAUUUUAAAUUUUUUUUUUUUUUUGUCCCCCCCUGCCUGCUUGUUAACUGGUCAGGGAGGGGGGCUAUCUUAAUCCCUGGUGGUCCAGUGGCAUGGGCUGUGAAGUGGGGGGGCCGGCAGGAAGCAUUUACUUACCUUUCCUGCAGCUCCUGUCAGCUCCCUUCUCCUCCGUUCCGGUCAGCUCCACUGUAAGUCUCGCGGUCUGGUUGCCGCGCGGAUCGUUGCCAUGGCUCUGACGGCCGCGGCUCUCUAAGUUGCCAUAAUACAGACAGUGACUCGAGUAUAAGUCGAGUGGGGGUUUUUAAGCACAAAAAUUGUGCUGAAAAACUAGACUUAUACUCGAGUAUAUACUGUACUUCUCUUUAAAGCAUAAGAUAAAGUAGGGACUAUUUUUCGCUUAUGUAGAUUUCCCACUCUUGACAAAGGAUGGAGCUUAAGGCUAUCUUGUCAAAGCUAAUGUCUUUACAUUCUCACUACUACUCUUGACAAAGGUUGGAGCUUAAGGCUUUUUUCUCUGAUAUUUAGGAGUUAAAUAACUUUAUUUGUGGCCCUAGCCCCACCUUCCCAGGUUAGAAACAUAGAAUGUGACGGCAGAUAAGAACCAUUCGGCCCAUCUAGUCUGCCCAAUUUUCUAAAUACUUUCAUUAGUCCCUAGCCUUAUCUUAUAGUUAGGAUAGCCUUAUGCCUCCACCACCUCCUUUAAACGUCCUUUAAAGAGGACUCCUUAAUAAAGGACCACUAAGGCACGUAGGCCACUUCAUCAAUGAAAAUGUCCAGGUGCUAUUACCCUGUAGUUUUAACACAUGAAUGCAAAAUUAUUACAUUGCAAGGUUAACGUGAACGUGAAGUGAAAAUUAAAGCAGCACUGUCAAAAUCACCCUCCCCCCUUCUUAAAAAUUAGUGUUUUAUGAAGAUAGAAUCUUUAUAAAAUACUUAUUUAGAUUGUUUGUUAGAAUUUCACUGAAAUUCCAACCCAGUCAAGAGAGAUACUGAGACAAAUACUACUUUGGUUCUGUAUCCUUCUGCCUGACUUUCUUACACUGUAGCUCCGCUAAGAGUCUAAGUCCCGAGGGCUGCAGAGAAUUGAAGAGGAGGACGAUGGUUGGGCCCUCGAGGGACCGAUUCAGGUAAGUAGAACUCUACCUGACUCUUAGGUCUUCCAGACAGACGCUAGAGGCACUUUCACUCCGACAGAGUGAAACUGUCUUGUGAUUGACUCUUAGAGACCAACUGAUUGGAGCAGCAUUUUGCCGCCCAUGCACACUAGCUUCCCAAUGUUUUCCUAUGGAUUGGCUAAAAUCAUAAAUUUUAAAGAUCUCCACCAAGGUGGCUGUGCAGCAGGAUGGAGACUGGCAUGACAAGGGCUAAAAUGUAAGUUAAUGCUUGUCUUUUAAACCCUCAAAGGCGUGUUCCUUUAAACUUCCCUAAUUCCACAGUGUGUGUUUUUGUUUUUUAAUUUAGAAUCUUGUAUCUCCUGCUCUAGUUAGUAGUCUGCAUUAGCCUCCUGUGUGUGAUUAAACUUUAAUUAACUGAGCAGGAGGUAAGAACUUCUGAAAUAAACACACUAUGGUUUGAAAAUUAACCCCCACGCCCUCCCUCCUUCAUGAGAGCAGUGUGAGUCACAGCCACAGGUGGUAUGCUAGGACUGUAUAAACUGCUUUCUCCUAAAUUGCAGAAAAUUGAGUAGUGAGACUGCACGGGCAUGAUCUAUACAUCAAAACUGCUUCAUUAAUCUAAAGUUAUUGUUUGUUUGAAGUAUCCUUGUCCGCAAUCAUACACUGUUUGGAGGGUGAAUAAUUUAUUUGAACAGCAUGGUAGUAGUAGUCUAUUUUCUAUCCAUUUACCGCGGCAUUCAGUGGUGAAAAAAGUAUUCCACUUGUAUCCUGCAGGUGAUUCUCAGGUCAAUGGUAUCUGUAUAGCAAUAGCAAGGGUAAAUUCAAGCUGUGAUUAGUGUAACUUUUUAAAUUGCCGUAUUUGUUGGUGCCUUCUCAAUGGCAAUAACAUUAUCAUGAGGUUCCUACAUGUCAGAUGUGUUUUUUUGCAACCCUACGUUUUGAUGUCUUUUACAAAACAUUUCAACCAGUAUUUUUUAAUUUUUUUAAAACUUUUUUUAUUUCUAGGAACAUCAUCUCCAACGAGCAAUUUCAGCACUGCAGGUCUAUGGAGAGAAGCGGGAUAAUAUGGUUAUUCCAGUCCCAGAGGCAGAGAGUAACAUUGCCUAUUAUGAAUCUGUGUACCCAGGGGAAUUUAAGAUGCCAAAGCAGCUCAUUCACAUACAGCGUGAGUAGCAUUAACUCACAUUUUGCGGUGCUAGUGAGGGAUCCUUUUUGAGAUCUUGUGAAACGCCCAUUGUGUGAUAACCUGCUGGUAACACUAGUCUUAAAUGUUGUCAAUGAUACAUUAUUUAAAAAUCUUUUAGCAUGCACUUUCUGUUCUUCAUUCUACAGAAUGCCAUGCAUCGUAAGAUAUUUCGGUAAUCUUUUGUUACUGAUAGUGAAUGCUUAUUUUGAACAGAUACAUUAAUGGGAUAAUUCACUAAAGAGAGAAUUUAAACUGUAUUUCAAAUUUAGGCCAGAGUUGCUGACCUGAAAGCAUAGCUGACUUAGAGAUCUUUUCCAGGUCAGAUAUUUUGGCCAUAAAUUAGAAUUUCACUGUGUAUUUUAAUGUUAGUGGAAAAAUCCUGCAAAGUAUAUAUACAUUUUUUUUCUUCUUCUUUUUUUCAAUGCCAUGUGUUAAUAUAUGGGUAUAGAAUUUGUAUUUUCCUUUCUUUAGACUUGUGUUCUUUUAAUGUAAACUGCUGCAAACCCUGUUAGAGCCCUUUGUCAUGAUCCCUUUGCUCUGUUUUGUGAGACACAUAAGUUGUAACUAAUCUUUUUUACUUAGUAACCCCCUUUUAAGUGUGUGUAUUUUCAUUGUAGCCAUGCUCUAGGCUCAUGCCAAUUUGUUGUUUUUUAUUAUUUAGCUUUUAGUUUGGAUGCUGAGCAGCCAGAUUAUGACUUGGACUCUGAAGAUGAUGUCUUUGUGAAUAAGCUGAAAAAGAAAAUGGAUAUCUCUCCUCUCCAGUUUGAAGAGAUGAUCGACAGAUUAGAAAAGGGCAGUGGACAGCAGGUAAACCCCUUCUCGCCCUCCCUCUGGCAUUUAAGAUUUGUAAAUAACUGUUGGCGCUAAAAAUCAAUGCUUCAGUGUACUACUGGCUCUCAAUCUCUUCCCAGCCAGUUAAUCUCCAGGAGGCCAAACUGUUGUUGAAGGAGGAUGAUGAAUUGAUAACAGAAGUGUAUGAGUAUUGGAUUAAAAAGAGAAAAAACUGUCGUGGUCCCUCUCUCAUACCAACAGUGAAGCAAGAGAAGCGAGAUGGCUCCAGUACGAGUGACCCAUAUGUAGCUUUCAGGAGGCGCACUGAAAAGAUGCAGACCAGAAAGGUGAGUGAGGCUCUGCAUGUUUUACAGUGCAAGGCAAUCUCUUGUUUAGGCAUAGUCUAUGGAGGCUCCUACAGGAUCUUCCAUAGACAUCAGUGUUGUACUCUCGCGCAUGCGCAAGAUUAAAGCACUGAUGUGGGCUGUGGGCAGAUCAAACCCUAGCAGCUGAAGACCAUUUCCCAGAUAGAGAUGGCAGAGGCCAUGAGGGACAGCAUCAGGAAUAUAAAAGCUACCUUCCCUUGCACCAACGGACCAUCGCACAUCGAUUGGUUGUUUGCAAAGUAUGCUAAGACCAUACAAGAUGACAGAGCCACUUUGGACAUGGGAUUCACACUUCUUUGGAAGUGACCGUUCUGCUUUCUUUGCCCCAGUGAACAAUAUUACAGUGUUUAAUGGGAGACUUGUGGAGACUUCAAUGGCCCAUGAUGUCUUAUGAACAUAUUUGCCCAUUCUGCAUUUUCUCUAGCAGUGCCAUAAACAUGCAUACACUUAUAUACUUUCCCCGGCACGGCAUAUAAAGAAAAAUAAAAUAUAUACUAAAAAAAAGUGAUUCUAUAGCUAACUUUUACUGCACUACUAGAUUGUGCUAAAUUGAAGGAAGUGACAAUGUGUCUUUAAACUUCCUUCACAGUACUGUGGUAAAUACAUUCUCUGGAUUAUCUAGAUUUCACAUUUUAAUUCCUAGUGUAUAACUUUUUUUCAUCUUUUGCAGAAUCGAAAGAAUGAUGAAGCUUCAUAUGAAAAAAUGCUAAAAUUACGUCGGGAUCUAAGUCGAGCAGUCACCAUUCUGGAAAUGAUUAAGAGGAGAGAAAAAAGCAAGAGGGAAUUGCUGCACUUAACACUGGAAAUAAUGGAGAAGAGGUCAAUUUUUUUUAAAUUUUUUUUUUUUUUUAAAUAGCUACAAUAUUUUUCCUUCUGGUUUUGCUAUAGUUAAUAUAUAGGGAAUCCACGGCCAUGAUGGAUACCUUUCCAACGUUGUACACAGGAAAGGAUACAUAUGAAUUCUGUCUGGUGUAUUCAGUCUUCUAAUGUUUAGAUUGUUAAGCAAAGUAGAUUUUUUUUCUUUUUAAUUAAUCACCAUAAUAAUGGACUGUAUAUUUUUAAUGUUUUAAAUCUAUUUGGGGUAAAGGAUUUAAUUCUUUAUUUGCAGGUAUCACCUAGAUGACUAUAAUGGAGAAAUCAUGUCAGAGGUUAUGGCACAACGUCAGCCAUUAAAGCCUACCUAUGCCAUCCCUAUAAUCCCUAUUUCUAGUAGUCCAUUUAAACAUCAGGAUACAAUGGAGAUUAAGACCAUUAAGGUAAGGUGUUUUAUGGUAUGCAACUUGUCUAUAACAUUAUUGUAGUGUAUUAUUGCACAAUAUUUUUAUGUUUUAUCACCUUUAUGACAAAUUUAAAGACAAAAAACUGAGCAUGUGGGAAUGGUCUUGCAGGAGUAAGCUUGUGCAUCAGUCUUUGCCCACAGGGGAUUUGUUAACCUACUUUGGCCCUAGCACUAACUCCAAGUGGCGGGUAUGGCAUGGUGGUUGUCCAGAAGUGUAUAUUAUAUAAUCUCUUAACUAAACAAUCCUACUAUGACAAGACUUCACAAGAACUUGAAUAGUCCGUAUCUUGAGGCUGAAACUGUGAACCUAAUGGCCUGAAUACCAUAUAGAUUCAGGUAGAAAGACAAUUGCGCUUGGGCCCGGGAUAUAGGUACACAUAGUAGACCUCCAGAUGCACACCCAAAGUUUACCUUGUAGGUUAUAGAAUACAUGAAAUCUUGAGGAUUGAUGACGUUAGUCUGAAUUUCACGGUUUCUAGGACUAACAUAAUCAUUGGAGGUAAUAACUAGAUCUUUUAAUUUAAAUCAGUCUUCUUUAAAGAAAAUAAUGGACAAAGAGACCGUCCUAAGCAUUAGCAUUUAGCAACCACACUCCUACAGAUAGACUCUCGCAGCCAUAAGGCACUGUGAACGAGAAAGCAGCCUUGAGGACUUGAUCCAAAAGAGGACCACCACAGUCCCAUACAGUUCCUGCACACAAAGGUUUUAACCCAGAAGUUUUUACAUCCUUCUGGGUAGCAAAACAGAUACUGCACAAUGUUUCAAAAGUUGACCGUGACACAUACCCAUGUUAACCCCUAGUAAUCACCUACUACAUAGAUGAAAACCUAAUCUAACUAAUGUCAGAUGUUCAUUAGAUGAUGUUGAUGCAAAAUCGAUCAUCUUCUCAUACUAUGUUUAAGUUGUAUUUUGAGUAUUUAAACUCCGAAGAAUGGAUCCGAAAUGAGGCAUGAAAAUGGGCAUCUUUUUAAGAGCUAGUUGUAUAAGACUUGGUAGCAUUAUCUGUGCACUGAGUAACAUGAGCAGUAGUAUGUGCUUUAUUUAAGCUUAACCUCUGCAAAUUUAGAAAAAAAUACUGGGAUUUGAUAGUUUAAUAAAUAAAAAGUUGUCUUACAUAUGUGCCAAAUCAUGAUUUUUGUCAUGUGGCACAUGAUCUGCAUUCAGCCUUCCAGAUCACUUGAUGUUGUGUAGAGUGCAUUUAAAACCACAUGUCACUGUAGUACUGUCGUCCACAUGCACCGAAAUGUUUUUGAAAAGCUUCAGAUCCAUAUUACAUCUGCCUCAAAAUAUGAAUGUGAGUGUGCAGAUUAGCUCAAUAACCAGAUGGCUUUAGUUUUCCUUUGAAAGGAUAACUUUCUUGAAAAAUUUUGUAGGUUUUACAUCAUGUGGUGUUUUUUUUUUUUUUUUGGUUUUUUUUAACCAUGAUCCCCCUCUGCUGGAGGACAAAUACAUUUUGCAUUAACCAAAGAUUAUAAUUUUUUUGUUUCUUGCUACUUUUACUUUGUAGUUUGAAGUUGAACUUCAAUGGGGAGCAGGUGUGCUUUGAAAAUGUAUUUAUUUUUCUUCAUACAAUAAAUGAGAUUGUUUGUUUAUUGGACACCGAAUUGCAAAAUUCAGAUCAUAUUUCUAUAUGGCUAUAGAAAAAUUUGCUAAAAUGCUUAAGAAUCCUAUAGUUUUUUUAAAAAGAUUUUUUUUUUUUUUUGUUCUAUAAUGUUUUAGCAAGAAAAAAGUGAUGCACGACCGAAGCGAAAAUAUGAAAAAAAGCCCAAAGUCUUGCCCUCCUCUCCUGCUGCUCAACAGACCAGCCCUGCUGCACUGCCAGUGUUUAAUGCUAAAGAUCUGAAUCAGUAUGAUUUUCCCAGCUCUGAUGAUGAACCCAUGUCCCAGGUAAUGUGCAUUUUAGGUAGAAAUUCUAAUCAAAUUUUUUUAAAAGGGAAAUGGUCAUUACAGCAAUUUAGGCCUUUUUUAUUCUGUUUGGUAUAUUAACCACAUUAUGUCUUUCCAAAGGUUUUGUCAGGUUCUUCAGAAGCAGAGGAAGAUAAUGAUCCAGAUGGUCCAUUUGCUUUCCGUAGGAAAGCUGGUUGUCAGUACUAUGCUGUAAGUAUAACAAGUCUGUUCCAACUGUUGAUAUCAACAGGACUAUUCACAAGUGAAAUUUAAAUUCAAGGUAUAAAUAGCUGCACUCAACAAUGCUUCAGGUUCAGCUCCUUUAGCCUUUAUUUUGGAAUUGACUUUGAAUUUUUACUUUAGUGAAUAACCCUGCAGGUUAAGAAGUGUUUGUUUUAAUAGAGUAAUGACACUCUAUCUUUCUCUUUUGGGGAUUUCAAGCCACAUUUGGACCAAACUGGCAACUGGCCUUGGUGUAGUCCUGAGCAAGGAGGGCUUGGAGACAUUCGCUAUAGAUACUGCCUCACUACCCUCACUGUACCCGGCAGGUGUAUUGGGUUUGCACGAAGACGGGUUGCACGUGGUGGAAGGUAAACUUUGUUUUCAGAUUUCAUUUUAUUUUCCAGUAAUCUGGAAUUGUAGUUGGCUUGCCUAUAAACUUAGAAUAUGCUUUCCCCAUGUAGCCUCUCCGGGGUACUACUUUUCACCUGGUAUAAAAUUAACAUCUGGUAAUAAAAAAUAAAAAUAAAGUAAAUAAUAAAAUUACCCUCUUCAUCUCAUUGAUGUUGUUUGUGUCUGGAGCAGCAAUGGGCGGUGGUGAUUGACUGUCUGCUGACUGCUUUCAGCCAAUGCCAACCAUCAAUUUCUGGUAUAAAUUGCUAUGGCUAAAGAAGAGUAUAAUCUCUGCCUUAGCCAUACCUCCAUUGGGAGCUGGGCUGUGGUUGGCCAAGGACCCCAUUUAGGGCUAAAUUGCUUUAAAAAAAUGUUAAGAGCAGAGCAAGGGGACUCCAGGCACCAUGAAAUUAAAUGGUUAGAGUGUCUCUUUAAAUGGAACACCAAGGCCAUCUUCACUAUUAUUGCUUAAUGUACCAGUCAGAUAUUUUGGUUUUAAUUUUUCCUUACAGCGGAGAUUAGUCUGAUGUGCCAUUACAAAGUUGAACGUAUAACAUUAAUAUAAGCCUGUAUUUGGCCAAGGCAGUACGUAAUAUAAAUGUGUGCUGUGUCUUUAAAAUCAAAAACUGUAAGAAAAUGCAAUUGAUACGUGCUGAAGUGCAAUUAUGAUUGCUAAUAAGUGCACUAUUCAAGUAAAGUGGAAUUCACAGUGUAUGCUUAUACAACAUCACAUGCACACAGAUAUAUAAAAAGCAAAAGAGGAAAAAAUUGUGUAAUUCUGUAAGUGAUGAUUCUGAAAUUAAAUUACAAUCACAAAUAAAGAGCAGUUAUAGUCUGAUCUAACUAUGAUAGCUCCAAAGUGGAAUCCCAGCUGGUAACUGUAGGUAGCAAAUUUCCAAAUACUGAUGGUAGGCAGCAUAUAACUGUAAUGAACACAACUUUAUUGAGCAUAAAAAACAUAAUGCUUGUAGAGAGGCAGCUCCUUCACUAUAACAUCAUUCCAUCCCAGCUAAGCAGUACCGCAAAGAUAAUGUACAAAAAUUUAAAUACAUACUUUAUUAGAAACCAUAUAAAAUGUAUGCUCAUGUUUUAUAUUAAGAAACAAAUAUGCCAUUACAAAAGUUACUUACAUUAGCUAUUGCAUUAAUAUAAACCUAUAUUUGAGACCUUUGGGUUGAGGCAGUACAUAAGGUCAAAUGUUAAACUUGUUAGCAGUGUACAGUGCCUCAUGCUGUGACUAGUGCAUACUUUACAGAUUGCUACAAUUAACGUGCUGCAUUUAUUCCUUCUGACCAACCACUCCAUAUAACAUGUGGUGGGUUUUUUUUUUUUUGUUUUUACAUAUUUGUUUUUGAUAAGUUGUUUCUAAAACAUUUCUUGUUCAAUUUAUCCUUUAGGGUGGUCCUCGACAGAGCAUAUUCGGACUACGACAGUGCUUUUCGUCAGCUGGAUGUUUAUACGCUUUCCUCUCCAGAACACUCUUCAAUCAAUUCAUUUGCCAAUACCUCAGAAACUAAUACCUCGGAUAAAUGUUUCUCUAAAGACCUCAGCCAGAUAUUAGUAAAUAUAAAAUCAUGUAGGUGGCGCCAUUUUAGGCCUCGGACAACAUCCCUACAUGACAGUGACAUUAAUGACUUCUCCUAUAGAACGUUUCACAAAGGUAUAACUCGAACAGGCACAGCACAACCUGGGACCCAGACUUGCAGUACCUCGACAUCAAGUAAAAGUAGCAGUGGUUCAGCACACUUUGGUAUGUUGUCUACAUUUUUAUCAAAACAUAUCCUUGGAUGCUGGUUUCUUAGCCCAAGAGUGAAUGUCCUGGUGUGUGUUACAGAGAAUUUCAUUUUCAUUUGCUUCUGGUUGUUUCAAUUGUAUAUAUUUUAUCAUACAACAUGGCAAAGUAACCAUGUAUUGCAGACUAUGAAUGUGUAUUUGUUCUGUGGUUUUUAGAUGGAUGUUUAUUUUUGUUCUCAUUUACUUAUACCAAGUAUGCAGAUAUAGUGGGGGGUGGUAUUAAUGUGACCUGACGUGUGAUUAGAUCGACAUUCUGAUAACCCGUUAAAUGUUCAAUUUAUAAAUAAAUACAUAAUUAAAAAAUGUAAUUGAUGUGAAAACACUAGUGAACCUCCUUUUACCAACAGUAACUUUAAUCAAACAUGUCCAAUCCUGCUGAACAACUCUACAAUAUGUAUUUUGGUAAAUUUAACAUUUCAGAACUGCUUCAGAAGGCACUAUCCAAGUCCCAUACCUGCAAUAGAUUUCAUGCCAGACUAAGGGUCCCAUGAGCCAGCAGCUGAAAGCUACACAAGCUUCUAUAAAUUGAGCACUUUAAGCAUCAUAACAACUAGGGAUCGACCGAUUAUCGGUUUUACCGAUAUAAUCGGCCGGUUAUCUGUAUUUUCGGCAAUAUCGGUAUUGGCCAAUUCAGAUACCGAUAUUGCCGAUAAUACCUCCUAGGACCGCCAGGCUCAUUAAAAACCUGGGGGGGCGGGCAGCAAGCGCUUACUCACCUCCCAGCAGCUCCCCGGUGUAACUCUCGUGAGACCCGUGCGGCACGCUGGCCGCGAGACUUACACUGGGGAGCUGGAGGAGCUGCUGGGAGGUGAGUAAACGCUUGCUGCCCGCCCACAGCUCAGCCAAUUCCACUGGACCACCAGGGAAUGCUAUAUCCCCUCUCCCUGGCCAGGCAACAAGCAGGGAGGGGGGACAACAAAAAUAAAUAUAAAAAAAUAAUAAUUUAAUAAAAUGCCCGCUCACAUACACUACAUAAACAUAGUGUGUGUAUAUAAUGCAGUUUGUGUAAUGUGUUUAUAUAAUGCACACUACACAAACACUGCAUUAUAUACACACACUAUACAAACACACACACUCCAUUAUAUACACAUACACUACACACACUAUAUAUAAUGCAGUGUGUGUUUGUGUAGUGUGUUUAUAUAAUGCAGUCUGUGUAUAUAAUUCAGUGUUUGUGUAGUGUGUUUAUAUAAUGCACACUACACACACUGCAUUAUAUACACACACUAUACAAACACACUCUGCAUUAUAUAAACACACUACAUUCACUAUACACACACACACACACUCUGCAUUCAUUAUAUACAAACACACUUUGCCUUUAGUAUAUAUAGCAUUCACUUUACGCACACUUACCCACACACUACACAAACACUCUGCUUUCAUUAUAUACACACUACACUAAUACACACUUCAUCCACUAGACACACACACACUACACACACACACACACACACACACACACACAGCGCUCCCCUGUCUAAACACACUGCAUCCACUACACGUGGCAUGUAUAUUUUGUGCAUUUACUUUUAGAAAUAGUUUUUAUUUUCCAAAAUGGUAAAUGUACAGAAUAUCAGCAAAUGAUAUCGGCUAUCGUCCUGAAAGUUCACAGAAUAUCGGUAUCGGCUCUAAAAAAUCAAUAUCGGUCGAUCCCUAAUAACAACUGUAUAGUACUAUGUGGCUAUGGUGCCAGGAGUGUCCUGGCUGACCCAUUGUAAGUAGUCAAUCCAUUUUAGAGCGGUUAGACUUCUUACCUGGGAUCUGCCCGGCACUGUUAUCUGAAUCCACUACCUCAGCCAGAAAGCCAGGAGCUCUUGAUUCAGUUGGCUCUUCUAGCUCAGCCUUGCAGUGUAAGGUUAGCUCAUUGGCUGAGAACCACUACUGGCACCGUAACCACUACAGUAAACCGUUGUGGUUAUGGUGCUUGGAAAGUUCCUUUAACUUUGCGCUUCUGGAUUACUUUCAGUUCAGCUGCUGCUCAUCUAUCAGUGUGUUUUUAGGAUUAUUCUGUAGGUGUAGUUCAUGUGUUUUAAGUAAUAAAUUACACUUUUUCUUUUGGGGAUUUCAAGCUACAUUUGGACUCCGUGGCUGUUGCUGGUAGCAUUUGGCAUUCAUUUUUUUUUUUUUUUUUUUUUUGCAAUUACCAUACCACCAAGUCUCACUGUUAAGAUGGAGUUCUUCUGUUUUAGCAUUUAGUUUUGCUAACCAUGACCUAUGAUUCUCAAUUAUUCCAAAACUUCUCAUUUUUACAUUCUACUAAAAUAUAUUUUAGUCCGACAUGUGAUGCCAGCAGACUUGACAUGGGUGUCAAUUAUAAAUUUAUUUAUUUAUUGGGGGGGGGAGGGAGGAUGAUAAAAUAAAGUGGGUAUGGGUCAGGUCCCAAAAUUACACCUGAUUUGCCCUUUCAAAUUAUCCUGGAGUUAUAUAUUUCUCUUGAAUAAGUUCUGUGAAGUUUGUAUGAGCAUGUUUUGUAUAGACAUUACAGGUUUGUGUGUGCACAUGCAGGUAGUUAAGAUUUCUGUCUUAAUCAGGUAACACUUUAGUGUUUGUUUUUGUGCAAUAUUACCAUAAACCUGAAGUUUUACUAGCAUUAUCUCAUCUAAGUUUUGAUAUAUCUAUAGACUUUUUACUGUAUCAGGAAGAAAUACAGAAGCAAAAGGAAACUUUUUUUUUUUUCUGUUUUUGCUACAGCAUGUUAAAUUAUUUAAGUCUAAUAUUGCAAUCCGAUUUUAUCCGAUUUUAUAGCACUGCAGGAAAAUUACACAAUUGAAAGAAAAUAAACUAACCAGAGCUAUUUCAGCUUAUUGGCUUUAACCCCUUAAAACCGGAGGACGUACAAUUACGCCCUCUAAUAGGCGGCUCUAAACGCCGCCGGGCGUAAUUGUACGCCCUCCGGUUUUUGUUAACUUACCCGGUUGCCGGCGGUCCCACGCCGGCGAUCGCGGUGGGGGGGACUCCCAGGGAGCCCCCCGCGGCACAUCCGUCCUCGUUGAAGCCCCCGGCCAUGUGAGAGUGGGGUCCUAGCGAGGACCCCACAAUCACAUGGCCGGGGAUAGCUGGCUUCUGUAUUGCCGGCAGGGGGGCUGCCUGUAAUGACAGGUGGUCCCCCUGCUGGCUGAAAAUAAAAUAAAAAUAAGUUAAUGGUGUAAAAAAAAAUUAUUAUAUAUACUUAGAUCAUAUAUAGAUCAUAUAUAUAUAUAUAUAGAUAUAUAUAUAUAUAUAUUAUAUAUAUAUGAUCUAAGUAUAUAUAUACACAUAUACAUACACACACAUACACCGUCUAGGUGUAUUUUACUAUUAAUAUAUAUAUAAUUACAUAUAUAUAUUAAUAUCAAAUUACACGUAGACUGAUACUGAUUAAAUAUAUAUAUAAUUAUUGUUAUAUAUAUAUUUAUAUAUAAUAUAAAAAAAAUGUAAAUGUAAAUACGUUAAAAAAUAAAAUUAAAAAAAUUUAAAAUAAAUAAUUAAAUAUAUAGAUGUGUGUUAUUUCGUUCUAACUGUUUUGUGAAAUUAAUAUAUAUAUAUAUCAAAAUACACCUAGAACUAAAUAAUAUAUAUAUCUAUAUACAUAAAUAUAUACGUAUAUAUCACUAUAUAUAUAUAUAUAUAUAUAUAUAUAUAUAUAUAUAUAUAUUAAAAAAAUUAUAUAGAUAUAUACAUAUAUAUACACAUACGUAUAUAUAUACAUAUAUUAAUUCUACAUAUAUAUUUAUGUAAUAUUUUUACAUAAUUAGGUAUCUUAAUUAAUUACAAUUAGCGGGACCUGCCUGACAACCCAUGCCGAAAGUAAAGGGAAUUUAAUUUGCUAGCACUAUAUUUAACCCUAUAACUUUCCGAGACACCAUAAAACCUGUACAUGGGGGGUACUGUUCUACUCGGGAGACUUCGCUGAACACAAAUAUUAGUGUUUCAAAACAGUAAAAUGUAUUACAACGAUGAUAUCGCCAGUAAAAGUGAAGUUUUUUGCAUUUUUCACGCACAAACAGCAUUACACGGACAAUAUUAUUGCUGUGAUACUUUACUGUUUUGAAACACAAAUAUUUGUGUUCAGCGAAGUCUCCCGAGUACAACAGUACCCCUCAUGUACAGGUUUUAUGGUGUUUUCAAAAGUUACAGCGUCAAAUAUAAGGCUUGCGUUUCAUUUUUUUCACAUUAAAAUUCGCCAGAUUGGUUACGUUGCCUUUGAGACCCUAUGGUAGCCAAAGAAUGAAAAUUACCCCUAUGAUGGCAUACCAUUUGCAAUAGUAGACAACCCAAGGUAUUGCAAACGGGGUAUGUCCAGUCUUUUUUAGUAGCCACUUAGUCACAAACACUGGCCAAAAUUGGCGUUUUUUGCAUUUUUCACACAAACAAAUACUAACGCUAACUUUGGCCAGUGUUUGUGACCAAAUGGCUACUAAAAAAGACUGGACAUACCCCAUUUGCAAUACCUUGGGUUGUCUACUAUUGCAAAUGGUAUGCCAUUAUGGGUGUAAAUUUCAUUCCGGGCUACUAUACAGUCUCAAAGGCAACGUAACCAAUCUGGCGAAUUUCAAUUUCAAAUGUAACGUGCUAUAUUUGACCCUGUAACUUCCCAAAACGCCAUAAAACCUGUACAUAGGGGGUACUGUCUUACACGUGAGACUUUGCUGAAUACAAAUAUGUGUAUUUUAUUGCAGUAAAAUCAAACAGUAUUAUGACACUGACCUUUAAAAUGUAAUUUAGAACUAAAAAAAUAAAAAAAAUCGUAUUUUCUCCCAUUUUUUUCAUAUUAAAUUAUGUUUCAUAGCUAAAUAUUUGAUAUUAAAUGAAAGCCCUGUUUCCCCUGAAUAAAAUGAUAUAUAAUAAGGGUGGGUGCAUUUACUAUGAAAGAGGUGUAUUACGGUUGGACAGACAUGUAGCGCAAAUGCCAGGUUUUGUUUACAUUUUGUUUUGUUCACAAUGUGUACAUUUGGCUCCGUCCUUAAGGGGUUAAUUUAAGCUUGACUUGUUUAUAUGCCUGGAAUGUCCCUUUAAGUACACACAUAUGCCUACUGCCUGACCACGUGAAUGCUUAUAACUGUUGUAGCCAAGGGAUAGUGUUGCAUCCAUCAAAACCAGGGAUCCCAGAUUUUAGCUAUAGUUUGAUUUUUGGUGUAAGUGAAGGCAACAUUGCUUCAUAUGCGUAAUUGAGUAUAUUCCAGAGCAGAGUCUCGUUUAUUGCAGUCAUGUAUAGCUUCCAGUCAUGUAUAGCUUCUCAAAAACAAAUUACAAUUAUGAUUUAAUGGCACACUAUAGUCACCCAGACCACUUCAGCUCAAUGAAGUCGUCUGGGUGCCAGGUCCCUCAGGUUUUAACCCUUCACAUGUAAACAUAGGUUUCAGAGAAAUUGCUGUGUUUACAUUUGGGGUUAAUCCAGCCUCUAGUGGCUGUCUUCCAGACAGCCACUAGAGGCGCAUCUGUGACGCUGGAGGCAAAGUGUCCAUAUGCUUUCAUAUGGACACUUUGAAUGCGUGCGCGGCACUUGCCGCGCAUGCACAUUCGGCUCCAGUGACGUCGGACGGGGAGGAGAGGUCACCGGCGUUGGAUUAAGGUAAGCUGCUGCAGUGGUUUUAACCCCUUCACCGCCACGGGAGAGGGACCUCAGGGUGGGGGCACCCUCAGAGUACUAUAGUGUCAGGAAAAACAGCUUUGUUUUCCUGACACUAUAGUGAUCCUUUAAAUUGUAUUCCAGUAAGCGUUGAGCUGUCUUUAAAGCAGCACACAUCCAAAUUCUGUCAGCUUGGAACAAGAAUGGUUUGAAUAUGCUUAGGUGUUGUAGAUAGGCAUGCUGGCUACAUAGGCUGCCAACAGAUGUUUGUUUCAUAAUUACACAGUCCUAUAGACUGAUAAGACUCAAGUUCAGCCUUUCACACGUCUGUGUUACAGCUGUUGAUGCAAAAAAAGGAGAAAAUCCCAUUUGUGGUUUUCAAUUUUACAAAAAAUUUGAGAAAAUAUUUAGUUUUAACUUCAAAGUCAGUGUCAAAUUUUUCCUUGAAUCAAUAAGCUACAUACUUGCAUUAACUAUUAUAUCCUUGAAUAUUCAUUUUAUUUCAAUAAAUAACGUUCAUACAGAAAUUUUUAAGCCUCUGAUUAAAAAAACCUAUUGUUUAAGCAAGUGUCCUAAAACACUUGCCCUUUACACACCACAUGAGGGGUUGUAUAUGAGCUGUAGUCCCUGCUACACUUUUUUUUUUUUUUUUGUCUGAUCGCAUCCCUGGUGCAAGUGGGAGAGACCCUAUAAAGAAAAGUGAGUUCCUAGUACUCUUAAACAAUCCAUGUUGUAAAUAAGCACUCUUACAUUUAGGGGGAAAAGUGAGACAAAUGUACCUCCCAUUCAGUAGGCUACGUUUGAAAUUGCCACCCUUAUUUUAAAAACCGAAAGCAGAGGGGGUGCCUGCUGUGACAUAUUGCAGUUAUGGACAUACAUUCUAGUUCAAAGGUUAUUCAGAAUUUAAUUAAUCAAAGUUAUCCAAGCUGAGCAAACAUGUGCUUUUUCACAGUAAAAAUGGUAUAAAAUAAAGUUUAGGAAAAUACCUUAAUCCCAUCGUUCUGUAAAUCGAUGUACAAAUGAACACAUUAUCUUAAAGGGAUGCUGUAGUCACCAAAACAACUUCUGCAGUUUUACUGCUCAAUUCUCUGCCAUUUAGGAGUUAAAUUUCUUUUGUUUCUGUUUCUGAAGCCCUAGCUACACCUCCGCUGGCUGUGACUGACUCCACCUGCGUGAAAAAAAGUAAUCUCAUUCAGAUGUUUACUUUAGAAGUUUGUAUCUUCUGCUUUUUAAAUUGAACUUGAGUAACACACAGGAUACACCUGCAAAGUGUAGCAAGCUAUUAAUAGAACAAAAGACAUUCUAAAUUAAACAGACUGUGCAAUAAAGAAAAUGUUAACUUUAGAUCUCACUUUGCAGCAAGUAUUUAGGAAGGCUGUGUAAGUCACAUGUAGGGAGUUGUUACUAGUGCUGUAUAAACAGGGAUUUAACUCCUAAUGGCAAAAUAUUGAGCAGUGAGACUGCAGAGGCACCAAAACUGCUUCAUUAAGUUAGUUGUUUUGCUGAGUAUAGUGUCCCUUUAAGUGCUAGGUUUCAAGAUUGUUUGGAGUGAAAUAUAUCUGGUCCAGGCUUUAAGUGUGAGGGGGGAGGUACCUGCUGUAAAAUGAAAGUGAAGCUUGAGCAGUUUACAAACUGUAGGAUUUUUGUGCACAUAGCUGGAAGUUCUUUAUUCCCUCCCUUGAGGAGCAGAAUUGCAGCAGGCUGUAAAAGAGACCCAGUUUGGGAAUAUUUAAAUUAAAUUCCUCUAACUAUGGGUAAAGCAGGUAUGCGUGCAAAAUGCAAGCAGUGCAGCAAAGAAAUGUAAAGCCUUGUGGUCCGACAGAAACAACAUCACAAGUGCUGUGGUGAAAGGAACACUUUUGAAGAGGCAGGACCUUCAGGUUUGUAAACUGGUUUUAUUUCAGCCUAUGGUUUAUUUUAUUUUUGGUUUUUUUUUUUUUUUUUUUCAAUGUAUUUAUUUGUAAAGACUGCCAUGAACAAUAAUAUAUAUUUGUUAUUGUUACUCCAUGGCACUGCAUUUUUAUACAGUUUCUAAAAAGAAAUAUUAAAUUUAAAUAAGCAAAUAUGCCUUUUUUCGGCUGUACUGAGUGAAUACAAUGAGAAAUUCAUGUUAAGCAUAAAUUAGUUAAAUAAAAAUGAUUUAAGUAGUUCUCUAAAUAUGAGUGCUUAACCUAUUAAACUAAAAUCAGUUCUGAUAUAGCGGUUUUACUAAUCUGACAGGUUAUUAUUCUAAAUCUGAAAUCUUCAUCUGGUUGCAAAUAUUAAAGAUAACUACCGGCAAGAAUAAGUCUUUACAUUUAAAAUUCAUGAUUUACUGAAUCGUGAUUUAACCCCUUAAGGACCAAACUUCUGGACUAAAAUGGAAUCAUGACAUGUCACACAUGUCGUGUCCUUAAGGGGUUAAAUUCAAUUCACCCUGAGUGAUGAGGGGCUUGGGAUGUCCAUUGUUCAAUUCCUGCGUACUAUGUGAUGCUGGACUUGGACACAUGAGCUACUGCAUUUGUUGGCCCUCAGGUGCCAGGUAACAAGUUAGGGAGAAAUUGGCUUGAAGGAUAUGAAGUAUGAUAGGGUAAUCCGUAUCUGCAUGGGCUUGUUUUCCAGAUGCCUUUGAAUUUUCACAGAAAAUAGUAUGAAUUAUAGAACUUAUUUUCCUCACUUGGACAAAUUACACAUAGCUGUUUAAAAGAUGUAUUGCACAGGAGAGAACCAGGACUAACACAUUUCAUUUUGCUUCACCUUUAUUAGGUCUCUUGUCCCACGGCCUAAUAUAUAUUAAUCUUGAUCACUGUGCAAUAAAUACAUUUUAACAACUUGCACCGACAGACCAAGCAGGUUAAAUGACAAUAGAAUUAAUACAACACCUUGACAAGUCUUUCAAGAAUUCCUGUGUAACAAAGAAAACAAACGUAUUGUUGAGAAACAGCAGAUCUGUUAGUGAUAGGACCAGAGGAAGUCAGAAGCUGUCAGCAGAAAAUAUGAUUUAAAUAAAUAUGGCAACAUAUAUUUAAAAAAAAAAAACCUCUUCUAAAGAAUCUUGGGGAUAUAUGAAAAAAAGAACAAGAAUACCCCAAUCACAGGCUUCUCAUUGAGAAAGCUGUGUUCUGGGGUCGCAAGUGAUUCUGGUUUUCCUAUGCUUCUCAACGAGAAGGGCCAGGAAAGUUUCUGCCUCCAGUUGUAAAAACGCUGAAAUGCCCUUUAUGCAUCUUGUAUCUUCGUUUUCUUUCUCAUUUUGCAGUGAAAUGAUUUGGGGGUGCUGUAGCUAAAUGGUGGCCCUGCAAGGUGUGCAUUUGAAUAGUUUGCUUUGUCUGUAACCUUUAACGGAAUGAUUAUAUUUACAUGCAAUUUGAAUACAGCUGCAUAGGGAUCUUUGACUGUUUUUAUACACUGGUGAUCCAAACUGUAAAUAACAGGCACUCCAGAAACAGUCCAAGUCUGACCUUGCUGUGGACUUAUUCUGGACUCUACCCAUUUGCUUGCCUGCUAUAUUAUGAUUGUCUGUCAUUAUAUUUUGCACAUUUGGGCAGAAAAGCAUAAUUCUUAAUUUUAAAUAUAUAUAUAUAUAUAUAUAUAUAUAUAUAUAUAUAUUAUAAUAUAUAAUUUUUUUUUUAUUUUUUUUUAAAGAUGCAUUGUUGUGCACCUGAUGGAUAGUUUGCAUGCUGGUCAAAUGUAACUGGAUAGAUUUCUCAGAAGCACAUUCAGAUUCUGUUAAAAUGACAUGUAAGACUUGAUCCUAGGAAAUAGUUUGGCUUUAGUUAUUUGGGUAGUAAUGUAUUCUAAACAUAUUUUUGCGAGGAAAUGUACUUAUUUGCAUAGUAAAUUAUAACUAGUUUUUAUACUCUGAGAAUGUAGAACUACUUAUUUGUAUUAUUCCAUAAAAUUCUUACUAGAAAUCUGUCAGAGGCUUCCUUGUUCCAUAACAUAUGCAGCAUAGGUUGUUAUGGUGUUUAGUGUCCCUUUUUUAAAGGGACACUACAGUCACCAGAACAACUACAGCUUAUUGAAUUUGUUCUGGUGAGUAGAAUCAUUACCUCCAGGCCUUUUUUCUGUAAACACUGUCUUUUCAGAGAAAAUGCAGUGUUUACAUUACAGCCUAGUGAUAACUUUACUGGCCACUCCUCAGGUGGCUGUUAGAGAUCCUUCCUGGGUCAUGGCUGCCUAAAAUGCAUCCAAACAUUCAGUAUCUCCUCCCUCUGCAUGCAGACACUGAACUUUCCUCAUAGAGAUUCAUUGAUUCAAUGAGGAGAUGCUGAUUGGCCAGGGCGGUGUUUGAAUCAUGCUGGCUCUGCCCCUGAUCUGCUUCUGUCAGUCUUAGCCAAUCCUAUGGGGAAGUACUGUGAUUGGAUCAGGCUAUCCCUUCUGAUGUCAGCAGACUGCUUGUUUUUCUGAGUCAAACAGCAUGCAGAGUUACAGCUUCAGGCUUGAAUAUGGUAAGAUUUAUGGAGGCAUGAGGGGCCCAGGGUGGCUAGAUGUUGGUUUUAACACUAUAGGGUCAGGAAUACAUGUUUGUGUUUUUGACCCUAUAGUGAUCCUUUAAGCAAAGCUGCUAACUUAAUUAGAUUUAACAUUGUUUAAACUCUGCUAGACCCGCUUCCGUCUGGUUUCCGCGCUAAACACUUUGUGGAAAUGGAACUGACCAAAGUAUCCAAUGAUCAACUCGCUGCAAAUCUCGUGGUGGUCACUCUAUCCUAAUUCUCCUUGACCUUUCUGCUGCUUUUGACACUGUUGAUCAUCAACAGCUUCUUCUCAUCCUCCGCAAUAUCGGUCUUCAAGAUAUUUUCUCCUGGUGCUCCUCCUACCUCUUCCAGUGCUCUUUCAGUGUUUCUUUCUCUGGCACUGCUUCUUCUCCCCAACUCCUCUCUGUUGGUGUCCCCCAAGGUUCAGUCCUUGGUCCCCUACUGUUCUCCAUCUAUACUGCCUCCUUUGGUAAACUCAUUAGCUCCUUUUGGCUUCCAAUAUCAUUUCUAUGCAGAUGACACGCAAAACUAUCUGAUCUCUCCAUGUCCCUCUUGAUAAGUGUCUCUGACUGCCUCUCUAUUUCUAACUGGAUGGCUGCCCACUUCCAUAAACUCAACUUGACCAAAACUGAAAUUCUGGUCUUUCCUCCCUCAAGUGUUGCUACUCCUGUCUGUCCCCCUCCAAGUCAACAGUGCUACCAUCAGCUCCACCACGCAGGCUCGCUGCCUAGGUGUUUUCUUUGACUCCGACCUCCACGCCUCAUGUUUAGUCUGUCACCAAAUCCUGCCGAUCCAUCUCAAAUAUUGUAUGCAUCCGACCCUACUUCACGCCAGGUGCGACUAAGGUGCUCAUCCAUUCCACUGUCCUUUCUCGUCUUGACUAUUGUAAUUGCUUCCCAGUGGUCUUACGUGCUCCCAACUUGCGCCGUUACAGUCCAUAAUGAAUGCGGCGGCGAGGCUCCUCUUCCUGUCUGCCCGUACCUCCCAUGCCUCACCCUUAUGUCAGUCCCUACAUUGGCUUCCUGUAAGAUAUAGGGCUCAAUUUAAACUUUUGGUUCUUUCUUUCAAAUGUCUACAUAAUGCUGCUCCCAACUAUCCUCCCUAAUACAUAAGUAUGUCCCGUCUAGGCCCUUAUGCUCUGCUGAAGACUUAUGUUUAUCUUCUGUCCAUACUCCCAUCUCUGAUGCUUGCCUUCAAGACUUCUCGAGGGCUGCACCGUUCACUUCCCUCCUCCGUUAAAUGCCCACCCAGUCUUCACUCCUUCAAAAAAAUCCCACUUCUUCUUAAAAUGGUAUCAAUUAAACUGUACAUAGCUCCUGCCUGAUUCCUCUCUUGCAACUGUCACUAGUCUAAUACUAUCCUUACCUUUUAUGUCACUUUACCCCACUCCCUCUAGCAUGUAAGCUCAUUGAGCAGGGCCCUCAACCCCUCUGUUCCUGUGUGUCCAACUUGUCUGGUUACAACUACAUGUUUGUUCGUCCACCUACUGUAAAGCGCUGCGGAAUUUGUUGGCACUAUAUGAAUAAUAACAUAAUAAUUAAACCUUGAAAGUGACCUCAAUCUGUCACAUUUUGUUUGUUUUUAAAUGCUUACAUCCUUUGACAAAUAGUUCUAAAAGGUCUAUAUUUUGUCAUUGAAAUCACUGUGUGAUAUGUUUUGUUCAUAAAUAAUAAAUAAUAAAGGAGGUGUGUGUGUGUGUGUGUCUAUAUAUCUGUAUAUAUCUAUCUAUGUAUAUAUGUAUAUAUAUAUAUAUAUAUAUAUAUAUCUCAAUCUCUCUCUCUCUAUAUAUAUAUCUAUAUAUAUAUAUAUAUAUAUAUAUAUAUCUCUAUCUCUAUCUCUCUAUCAAUUUCUGUAGCGCUGUACAAUUGGAAACUCACAUCUCCGUUAUACUGUAUCCUUUUCAGUGUGAAAUUUUUACUAUGCAGCUACCGUUCCAUGAUGGUAUGUAGGGUCCGUUAUCAAUUUAUAAUGUGACGUAUUCUUUCUUACAGCAUUUACAGCCGAACAAUACCAGCAACAUCAACAGCAACUGGCACUGAUGCAGAAACAGCAGCUUGCUCAGAUUCAUCAGCAGCAGGCGAAUAGUAAUUCCUCUGCCAACGCUGCACAGGUAUAGCAUUUUUACAUGAAAAGGCCUACAGGGAUUGACUAGUCACCAGAAUAACUAGCAUUUAUUGUAAUUGUUCUGGUGUCUAUAGAGUGCCCCUUUUCAGGCUUCACCAGCUAUUUGUGUAUGUACAAACGGGGGUUUGAAAAGAACACAUAAUUUUAAGGGCCAAAUGAGGUGCUUUGUGGGUAGUUUGUUUGUAUUGGAACAUGUUUAUAACUUUGUGUAUUAUUCAAGACUAAGGCUGCAGCUCUUAGGGUUGAAAUCUAUUGCUUACCCCCAAACCUUCUACAAAAAUAUUUGUUGAUCCAUAGAUCUGCUGAUUGAGGCGGCCGUGGAAAUAACCUGACCUACCAAUUGUUCAUAGAAUCUUUCUUGUUUGAACUACUAUCCUGUACUAUUGCAUGCUAUAAGAACAGUAAUUACACUGUAGGGUGCACUCCUCCUAUACAAUCAUUUUAUUCCUUGGCUGGUGUAUGAGCAUGCUUAGCAGUCAUUGGACAUAACAUUCCCAGUGUUGCUGCCCAUUCCAUUCAAAUUCUUCCAUGUUUAGCACAUCAGCAGACAUUGUUUCUUUAAGACAUAAUUUUGCUUUCACCAAGCAUACUCUUGUCAUACACAUUUUCCAUCAGUCACCUGUAUCAAUGUGCCUUAUAACUUACUGGCACAUACUAAAUGGCAAAUUGACAUAUAAAGUUUGCACAAGCUCCAUUAGCCAUGCAUAAAGAACAUAGAACGCACCCAUCCCUGAAACAUAAGCAAGUGCACCAACUCCAGUAAACCUAUUUGAGCUGCUUGAAAAGCAAAGUAAAAUGAUACCUAGUAGGAGCCAUCUACUGCCAAACUAAACUUGCAUGGACAAGUAGGAACUGCAGAGAAAUUAUGGGUCAUUUAGAUUAUCAGUAGAUAUUAAAGGGAUUCUAUAGUGUUUGGAAUACAAAUCUCUAUUCCUAACAUUGAGACCUCUGGUCCCCAACCCCCCCUUGCUGCUCCUGGUCUGACAGGCACUAGAGGCAGGCUUAGUUUUUCAUAAACUGUAUUAAUUUGCAAUGCAUGACAAAGUAGAACCAGAGACACUGCACUCAGACCACUUCUGAGAUUAUGUGGUCUUUGUGCCUAUAGUGUCUCCUUAACUGGUUAACUCAUUAGAGACAAGUUCACCUUUAUAUGCAAUAUCUGCUGGCUAUAACACCAUGUGCAUGUGUACUGGGAGAAAUUAUAGGAUAUAAUACUGAAAGUAAAUAGAAAACAAUACCUCCGUAAGGUUCACUUACUGGUUGACAUAUUAUACGAUGUAGUACUGGGAGAAAAUAAAUAGAAACAUAACAAUACCUCUUUAAUGUUUACUGUCACCAGUAAGUGCUAUUAAUUGUAAUCUGAUCCCCCAUCCUCCACCUCUUGCUCAAUUAAAAAAAAAAAAAUCUAACCUUUUUUUAUUUUUUUUAAUAGGGUUUUGUUUCCAAGACAUUAGAUUCUGCUAGCGCUCAGUUUGCAGUUACAGCUUUGGUGACGUCCGAACAGCUGAUGGCCUUCAAAAUGAAGGAUGACGUGGUCCUUGGAAUUGGAGUGAAUGGCAUCCUUCAAGCCUCAGGUACAGAGACUUCUUUUGGGUUUUAUUAUAUCUCUAAUUAUGUCCCUGAAGCAUAUAAUUCACAUGUAUAUUUACUUUCUUACAGGAGUAUACAAGGGCUUACACCUCAGUAGUAGUAGUAAUACAUCUGCAGCACUCGUACGUACAAGUCAAUCGGCAUCUUCAACAGGUUCAGCCUUGCUACAGCCUUCCAAUAUUACACAAACUGCUAGUUCCCACAGCACUCUGAGUCACCAAGUGACUGCUGCCAAUUCUGCAACAACUCAGGUCCUGAUUGGGAAUAACAUCCGAUUAACUGUACCCUCCUCCGUUGCCACUGUAAACUCUAUCAACACCCUCAAUGCACGCCAUUUACCUAGGACUAUAAGUACUGUUCCUUCAUCUGCCUUAAAACUGGCUGCUGCAGCAGCAAAUUGUCAGGUACCCAAGAUUCCAGCAGCAUCUGCAGUGGAUGCAGUACCAAGGUAAGAUACUUGUCACCUGCACACACACGUAUAUAUUUGGUACAUCCCUACCAGCAAACACUAACAGGAUGUUUUCUGUCAAUCUAAAAGUAUUUUGCAUAUGCCAUUGACACAUGUCUUUCUAACCCUUUAUUCCUCCUGAGAGGAACUGGUAAACUGUUUUAAAAUCGAUAACUUGAGUUGUUUGCUGUAGGCUAUUAGGAAUAGGAAAGGAAGGUCGGUUGAAUGUUGGUCAAGGAAAUAGUUUACAAAUCCAGGAUUGAUUACUGCACUUCAGUAUUUUACUUAAUCACUGAUGUUUGGGAGUUCCAUUCAGAGAAACUACCUGUCCUCAUAAUAUAUAAUACAGGAUCAUGCUCACCCAAAACAAUGCAUUAAAGUGAAUUGUAGUGCACCAAAGUACAGGAAUUUACAAUAUUUUUGCCACAAUGACCAAAGAUCAGUUGUAACCAAAACAUGAACUUAUCAGAGUAAUUCAUUAAAGUGAGAAUUCAAAGUGAAUUUCAAAUUUAAGGUCAAAACUGCCCAGCUGAAAAAUAAAUCCUCUAAGGCAGUUAUAUUUUAAUUUCAGUUACUCAAACCUUAAAACUGAAAUUCAUGUUGAAUUUUCAUUUGAGUGAAUAAUCCUGCUUGUGUAGCAAAGUGUAAACAAAUAUAACGGUGUUCUUUUCAAUGUUGUGGUGGUCACCAGGUAGAUCCCAACCUGUUUUUUUUUUUUUUAACUUUUCAUUGCCAGUGAGCAUCCAAUUUGAGUGCUCAGGAUACAACAAUUUCCUGAUUUUUUUUAUUAUUAAAACCCUCAAACUAGAGACCAUUAAAAAGAAACAAACAUUUUCUGUAUUAAUCCUUUUUAUUUUAUUUUUUUGUGAAAUGUGUUCUUUAAUGAUACAAAAUGCAAACAAUUGAAGGUCAUUUAAUUCUUGCAGGUAUUUAGUUUUUUCUUCUGGUAUUGCAAGGAUUGGUUUUUGUUGUCUCCUGCCAAAAAUGUAUUUUGAACACACAUAUUAACCUGCGAUUUGGUAAACACAUCGUAUGAAUUAAAUAUGACCAGAUAGUGUUGGAAAGUCAAGCACAUGUUGAAAUAUUUCAGUGCUGUGUAGGAGGCUCUUAGUGUUGUGUAAAGCUACACCAUAGUCAAACUGAAUGUUACUUUGCUUUCAGCAACAAAACAAGUUUUUAGAAAAUUGCAUCCUGUCGUUUUUUUGGAAUUGAAAAGACAAACCUUUUAAUGGUGUUUAUCCACUAAACAGUAAAAAUAAUUUAAAACCGAAUUGCAAAUUUCAGGCCAGAAUAGUUUUUAGUAGUUUAAAAAAAAUUCUAUAAUUAUUUGCUUUUAUCACAACUUUGCUUAUGUAUCUUAAAUUUGACAAAUCCAUUUUCAGAUUCACCAUUUAAUAUAUAAACCAUGAUGCUAUAGCCCCGACAAUCUGACAGCCAUCCAACUGAUCUAAAAGAAAAUGUGAUUCAUCGGAGCAGGCAACCAUCUUCCAUUGCUCCAUGGUCCAGUUCUGACGCUCAUGUCCCCGUUGAAGGCGCUUUCGAUGGUGGGCAGGGGUCAUCAUGGGCACUCUGACUGGUCUGCGACUACGCAGCCCCAUAGCAAACUGUGAUGCACUGUGUGUUCUGACACCUUUCUAUCAUGGACCGCAUUCCGUUUUUCAGCAAUUUGAGCUUCAGUAGCUUUUCUGUGUGAUCGGACCAGACGGGCUAGCCACCGCUCCCCACGUGUAUCAGUGAGCUUUGGGCAUCCUUGACCCUGAUGCUGGUACACUGGUUGUCUUAUCUUGCACCACUUUUGGUAGGUACUAACCACUGCAUACCGGGAACAUCCCACAAGACUUGCUGUUUUGGAGAUGCUCUGACCCAGUCGUCUAGCCAUCACUAAUUUGCCAUUGUUAGUCACUUAGAUCUCUGCCUGCCAAUUUUACCUGCUUCCAACACAUGAAAUUCAAGAACUGACUGCUUACAUGCUGCCUAAUAUAUCCCACCCCUUGACAGGAGCCAUUGUAACAAUAUAAUCAAUAUUAUUCACUUCACCUGUCAGUGGUUUUAAUUUGACUGAUCAGCUUACUUCCCAAUGCUGCUCAAUGAGACAUCUUUGCACUGCAGGUGCUUUGGACAGUUGCCUGCAUCUUGAGUUUUGCUUCAGUGAGCUAAAUACCCAGAAGUAACUAGACCGGUUGUCGGACAACUGUACUUUUUGUAAAAUGUGGAAAAGAGGAUGCACUCUUAAAACCUAAGGCACUGAAUCUUUAGUGGUCUGGCACGUCGCCUUAAAUGCACAACAUGGAAUGUGUCUAUUGGAAAGGGUGGUGGGGGGAGGUAUUCAGGAUACAAAUAUGAACAUGUGAUCUGCAUUAUCCAAACAUUCCGUGGCAUGCCUUGUGACAAACAAUUUGCAAUGUAAACCUUUUUCUUUAUAGAUCUAUACAGUGCCUAGACAGAUAUAAUGUAAGCUUGUGUGAGCAGUGAUCUCUUCACAUCUAAAUAUUCCAUUUCUAUAAUCCUAAAGCACUGCAGAAUAUUUUGGCACUACAUAAAUGCCAAUAAUAAAAUGACAUGAAUAGAAUGGGGGGAAAAGACUAUUCAAAGGCAAACAGUGUUGCACAUAGGUAGGAGUGUAGUUUGUUUUGUGUGUUUGCAAUGAUAUUACCUUUUCAGGUAGGCUGUUGCAAUACUAAUUAUGUAUUGUGUAAGCCAUGCAUCAUUUUAAGGUCUAACCUAAUACAGUUACCAAACCGUCCACAUGGUGUCACUGCAGGUAAGCCAGCCAGUAGAAGAAAGUGCCAAAAAAACAACCACAUUAUCAAUGUAUAAAUGGCAGCAGAAAUUUCUACAGUCAUUUUAUGUUUGACAGCAUGAUAUAUAGCUGGCACUAUUUUAUUUUUAAAUUGUCAUUAUCUCAUGCUGAAAAGGGAUCUGCUGCAUUUGCAGUUUGCAUCUUAUGUGGAUCUUAGAACUGUAAAAGAUUAAAAAUGUGUAAGUGUAUGAAAAUUUCAAAAGUAAGUUUAAUGAAAUCGGGUUUUGUGUAGCUCGGUUUUCCAAUUUUUUCCAAACCUGUUUUGGGCUGCAUUUUGAAAUUUGGUUUUCUCUUCACUACAGUUCAUUUUAGCAAGCUGAAGUGCUUUAGGGGUCUGGAGUGUCACUUUAACUUUGGAGGAGGAGGCAAAAGGGCAGAGAGAUGUUUGUCAUUUUAAAAUCUAACUAGCUAGUAAAACCAUAUUCUCAUUCAUGUACAUAAUUGUACAUUUAGGAACUGUAUGUUGUAUACUUUACUCUAUUAAAUUAAAUAUAAUGUACUUUAAUUUUCUUUUCUUUUUUUUUUUUUUUUUUUUUUUGCUUAGGGAAAACCAUGAAACAGAAAAGCCAGCAUUGAACAGUAUAACAGAUAACACAGUAGCAAUGGAGGUGACGUAG